Molecule: messenger RNA, 47157 nt
Organism: Podarcis lilfordi (Lilford's wall lizard)
Lineage: Eukaryota; Metazoa; Chordata; Lepidosauria; Squamata; Lacertidae
Source: the annotation of a GenBank genome assembly
GCCAGAGAAAAUUGGGAGUGAAGACUGGUAUCAGGAAUAAAGGGGGAUUAAAGAUCUAUAUUGGGAUCUGCUGCCCCUGUGGAUCCUGCCACCUGAGGCAGUCACCUCACCUUGCCUCAUGAGUGGACCAGGCCUGCAAGGAAUCCUACUUAGAUCAUGUUGUACAGUUGCUUAGGGUAGCACAAUAUAUUGGAGUCGCUCUAGGAAUGUUCUGUGCCAUUUGGUGUUUGUUUUUACCAUAUCUAAUUUGUGAACAACCCAAUCACUUCAAAUAUAAAUACAGCAGCUGUUAUUAAUCAUGACACAAUUCUUUCUCUGGAGGCAGUUGAGAACCUGCAUUCAGUUAUAAUCCAUACAUUUGAGUUAAUUUAUCUGAAUUUUGACAAAUGGAUCAAUGGUAGAUCGUUCAUGGGCAUUUUUAAUUGAUUGGUUCUUUGGAAAUGCCAUCCUAUGAAUAUGUGUGUGUGUACACGUAUGGAGAAUGAUACAGCCAGACAUUUCUUGUUAGCAGCAGGUCAAAUACAAAAAAUGAAAAUAAAAACUCAAAGUAAAGCACAGUGUUUAUUUAGUGCACACGGGAACUUCCUUUUUGCCUCCCAUUUUACAGCUACCACGAGUUACUUGGAAAAGCAAAACAAACAAGAGGCAGCCAUCUGAUUUAUCCUUCUGCAUUAAUGGUCUUUUAAUUUUAUUUCCAUUUUAACUGGUUCUCUUCCAUUAUCUUCUUGGCCCCUCCUCUUCCCCUUACCUAUCAUGUUGUGUCUUUAUCUCACGGUGACUAAUGCCUCGGUUUUAUAGCUCUAAUGUUCUCAGUGGCAAACAUGAACAACCGACCUUUGGCCCCUUCGCAUUUCACAAGUUUUGCUGCUCUUAUAUGCUUGCAAGCAGAAGUACCAGCUGGGCAGGUGCGGGUGGAAAGGGAGCUAAGAAAGGGAACGGAAGGACGUAUUUGAGAGAAGAAAAACUUGACCAAGUGGUGAGCACAGAGCAAAUAUCCUCGCUUUAAAAUAUCAAGCGUGCAGUACGCGCAAGAAGCAACGCUGGCAUGGACUACGCGGCAUCAUGAGAGAACAAAAAGUGGAUCAGAUUUUGGGGGCCCUGCUCUUCUUGACCCAGCUUCUGUGGCAUGCUGGUGGUGUGAUCAGAUGUGACAAAGCUGGCUACAUGAUCAAUGUAAUGCUCAUGAAUGACUCUAUGCUUCCAGUGAGUGCGGGAGAAAUAGAACCAGCUGUGGAAUGGGGCAUGAAACUGGUGAAAUCUGACCUGAAAGGUAAGAGCACUUCAGUAUCUUUUGAGGGUCAAAUGUCAGGCCCUGAGUCUAUACAAAAUAAUGCUUCUACAGGCUGUCUUCCUUUCUGCCUAGCACCGCUGCUCACGUAUUAUCCGUCUUUCACCACGUGAACCAUGCAGUAGUUACAGUUGUUUUAUUGUCUCUUGGGUCUUGGCAGAAAGGUGGUUGAUGGUUAUAAUUAUUUUUGUUAUGGUUGCCAUUAUGUACCGUAAAUCUUUUCAAGUUGUAAGCUGCCUUGAGCAUGGUUUUAACUAUGGAAAGGUGGGAUAAAAAAAUAAAAUGAUGAUGAUGAUGAUUCACUACUAUACUAAUUGAGUGUUUAUGUGUCCCUUAAAAUGUGACAAACCUGAGCAAGGCUACUUCCUUUCCAGGGAAAAUCCCCCACCCUACUGUUCCAUGAGUGUCUAUUUUAAAACUGUUUUUAGUUACAUGAAAGACACUUCCCUAUCUGCAACUGAAACAAACGUCACUACCCAUCAAUACAAGCAAACAGAGGAUAUGAUCCUACUUCACAGAAUGAAUGUCAUAAGAAGUGCACAGUGGCCAAUUUGCCUUCCACAUGACAAAACUAGUGGAGAUUGUUUAAAGUCUGCUACUCCAUUAACAUUUCUCUUAAGGAAAUGCUUUUGUGUUUUUAAUAUUGUGAUUUUAUGUUGUGAACCGCCCUGCGUUCUAUGGGUAUAGGGAGGUAUGCAAAUUUAAUUAAUAAUAAUAAUAAUAAUAAUAAAAUAGAAAAUUUAAAUACUUGAUGAGGCAGCCCUACAAUCAAUGCAUAGUCAGACAAUUAUCAGCUCUUUAUUAUUUAUCUACUUAUUUACACUCUGCUCCUUACAACUUGGUUUACAAGAUUCACAAGUUUAUCAUCUGUAAAUCAAUACAAUCAAAACAGCUAAAAAGUUGUCUUAAAUAAAAUUAUGAAUUGGAAUCAUACUUUAUUUUUAAAAGUAUGUUUUAAAUCAAUAUUUUUAUAUUAUUAAACUUGCGGGUGCCUCCUCUUUGCAUUGCACACGUGCCACCCACUUAUCACCCAGCUACCACCCAUGCCUUGACAAACUGUCCUAACUGUUCCUCUGCAGCAUAUCUGGGCUGCCCACCACCCACACCCCUCAAUAACUUGCUUACAUACCCGCCUGCCUGCCUGUGCCACUGGCUGUUUUGUACUCAUGUUGCAACAGGCUGCAGCAUCAUGACAUAUGUUCUUACAAAAACAUUGUAUAGUUUCAGUACCUAACACUCCUGCGUUUCAUGUUACAGCAAACAAUGUGAAUGUGAAUGUCAGUGCCGCAUUUGAUGGCAUCGACACGUCGCUGUACGUCUCCAAUGGCUGCCGCACCAGCACCUGUGAAGGUGUGGAAUUCAUCAAGCAGAUUUAUGUGAGUAUUAAGGCGCAUAUGUAGGAAUCAUCCUUUUAGGUCAGAAGUGGGGAACUGGAUGCAGCCGGUGGCAUAGCUGUCAACUUACAGAUUUAAAAAUAAGGGACCAGCAGCCUCGAAAAUAAGGGAUCAGCCGGGGGCAUAGCUGUCAACUUACAGAUUUAAAAAUAAGGGACCAGCAGCCUCGAAAAUAAGGGAUCAGCAGCCAAAAUAAGGGAUUUUCAGAGCAUAGGUAUGUUCAACUCCUGAGCCCCUCCGAGCCAAAGGCAGAAAGCCCAGCCAGCAGCCAAAUGAAGCCUCAAGCGGUGGUUCCCAAAACGCAGCAACCGGGCAAAGAGGAUGCAGCAAGGAAACCACCGUCACCUCUCCGCUGGGAAGCGCUGAGCAAAGGCGAGUCCCCAGGCAACGCGUCCGAGUUGAUCGGCACAAGGCAUGCAAGCUCCACUCCCCCCCCAGUCGUUCUUAGACUCCUUAUUGGGUGAGCAACACAGCCAAGCAACACAGUUGGAGCCUCCCUCCUCCCUGGUCAGCAGGGAGGGAGGGAGAGUUGCUGCUUCCUUUGAAACCCGGGAAAUUUAAGGGACAUUAUCAAUAAGGGACAGCAGUGGGACACGGCACUGGGAUAAGGGACUUUCCCACCAAAUAAGGGAUGGUUGACAGCUAUGGCCGGUGGGCCAAGUCCUUAGCUCCCCUUCCACUUGCAUGUCAAGAGCAGUGGGCAGGAGCACUCACCUGUCAGUCACAUAACAUAACACUGAUAUCAGGGGAAGCAUUCUCCUCUGCCCAUGCAAUUCGCAAACCUCGCUUUUGGCACGGACCUGUGUCUUUACCUGCCAAACCCCUGACAUCAGGUAUUGUGUCAAGUGUGGGGCAUCUGGGUGUAGCUUAGCCACAAUGGCCUAGUGGGGCCUAGUGGGGCAAAUGGGGAGUCCUGGUGGGCCUAGUUGCUCCCAUAAACCAGGAGUUCCUCACCAAAUAAAGAGCAAGUGCCGGCUAGAAACCAAAUACAUCAAGCACUGGCUUGACGUACAUGUUUUAAAAAUCUCAUCAUAAUCCAUGAUUUAAAAACUGUUACAUUCCCUUCCAGUUAUGUAUCAGUGUGCUUCACUGUAAAUCUGCUUGUGCUACCAUUUUAAUGCAGUGGUACCUCAGGUUAAGUACUUAAUUCGUUCCGGAGGUUUGUACUUAACCUGAAACUGUUCUUAACCUGAAGCACCACUUUAGCUAAUGGGGCCUCCUGCUGCCGCUGCGCCGCCGGAGCAGAAUUUCUGUUCUCAUCCUGAAGCAAAGUUCUUAACCUGAAACACUAUUUCUGGGUUAGCGGAGUGUGUAACCUGAAGCGUAUGUAACCUGAAGCGUAUGUAACCUGAAGCAUAUGUAACCUGAGGUACCACUAUACUUAAAGGGCACAGUUAUUCCUUAGACAGGCACCUACUGUACAUAGUUUUAAUUCAUGCCCCUGUAGAGGCCAUAACACCUCUCUUACUUUUUAAUCUCCAUUUGCAGACUCUGUUAUCCAACACUCACCUUGUUUUUAUUACUGCAAUGCCUUAGUAUCUUCCAGCCAUUUGCUUCAUUACCACAGUAUUACUUUGCAUCUGCAUGAUUGUCCAUUAAACUUUAUCCACCCCUCGCCUCAUGUUGGUCUUUUCUAUUUCAGGCUGAUAAAAAACUUGGGUGUACUAUUCUAGGCCCAACGUGCACCUUUGCCACAUUCCAGAUGGUCUCGUAAGUAUCAGCUGAAGUGUUCUAUUCAAAUAAGGCUAAAUACUGAAUAAAUGUGAUGUCGGCUUAAGAGCCUAGCAAACACUUGUGAAAAAAGGGGUGCCCUGACCACUUUUGGCUCUUGCCCUACCUACUGCCAACAUGUGACUCCCAACAGAUGCCCCUAGAAGGAAUGCGGUGAGAAAAAAUGGUUCCCUGCCCAUUUUAAAGCAUGAAAGAGGAAAUGAAAUGCAAGUCUUGCAUCAGUCCUCUUUAUCAGCACCAUUUAGAAAGAAGAACUGAGCACUCUUAAUGGUUUAAUUAGUGCAUAUUCUUCAUAGGAUGACAUCUGGGUUCAAAGCGAUGGCACUGACACUGGGGAGCAUGUUUCCUUUAUGUUUGUUCUCACACACAGAGGUAUUAACUAUUCAGAGCCAUCUGCCCAGUUUUUUCUGAGAGAAUUUGUAGUAUAGUACUCAUAACUUUCUGGCUUCAUAUUUAUUUUGAAAUCAAGGCAAACAAAAGAAGAAACCAAAUUAUGUGAAUUCUUAGAAUUAGCAAAGAUGACAGAGGUAAUCAGAAACCAAACAAAUCAAAAGUUUAACAGUGAGUGGGAGUGCUAUAGAGUAUAUUUAGAAAAACAUUGUUCCCAAACAAAAUCCUUAACAUCCUUUGAUUAAUUUUCGCAAAUUAAAGAACAGAUAGAUAAAGUAUGUUAUGUAAGAGCAAUGAACGAAAAUGUGAAAAAGGACACAGUUUAAAAGAAAAAGAAGAUGUAAGGACCUGUAGUGAGGUGGAGGGGAAGUCAUCUUUAAAGACAUAUGGUUGUAAUGCUAUUUAAAGUGGAGGUAUUCUGAUUUUUCUUUAUGUACCUUAUUAUGUUUUGAAUAAUGAGUGGAAUAAAUGUAUUAUUUAACAAAUUUAAUAAAGAUUAUUGCAGAAAAACAAAAGAAGAAAGGAUUGGAAAUAUGGCCCAUAUUGAUAAAGCAUCUAUCAAUGUAGCAGCCAUACUGGAAUUAUUUUCUUUUCUUUAUGUGUGGUGGUCUUGUAGUAAGGCUUACUGGGAAAUGAUAUAUAAUGAAUUGAAAAGGAUGUUUAAAAUAACAUUUGUAAAAAAAACCAAAAAACCAGAAGCUUUCCUUUUGGGAAUUAUAGAGUAGAACUACCUAAAGUGUAUAUAAAUAUAUUCAUGUAUUCAACUACAGUGGCAAGAAUGUUAUUUGCCCAAAAAUGGAAAGAAGAAGAAGUUCUGAUGAAAGAAGACCGGAUACAAAAACUUAUGGAAUGUACAGAAAUGGCGAAAAUUACUGGAAAAAUAAGAAAUCAAAAUAACAAACUUUUUACAAAAGAAUGGAAAUGGUUUGUUGUAUAUUUACAAACAAACUGUAAACAGAUAAGGACAUUGGCAGGAUUAUUGUAAUAACCUGCAGUUUCAUAAGAGCAUAUAUUUAAAGUAGAUGAAUAAAAGAAUAAGUUAAUUAAGAAUAUGCAGGAAAUACAAAAAAUAAAUUUAAGGAACUGCAUAAAGAAGAGGAAGUCCAGUUUUGAAAUGUUAGAAUGAUUGUAAAACUACUGAAAUGUAUAUAAUUUAAAAUCAUAAAUAAAAAUGAAAAACUUUUCUUUUGUAGAUUAGAGACGGAGUUGGUCCCACCUCUGAUCUCUGCAGGGAGUUUCGGGUUGACUUGUGAUUACCAAGAAAAGUUAACAAGGCUGUUGACUCCAGCCAGGAAGUUGAACUACUUCUUGGUUGAUUUCUGGAAGAAUUCCACGUUGCCAUUCAAAAGUGUCACAUGGGAAACUACUUACAUCUAUAAGGAAGACAAUGACACUGAAGAUUGCUUCUGGUAGAGAACUUUCCCAGUAUAACCAAUGUUUCAAUUCUUUUUCAAACUCUUUCUGUUUUUACAUAAAAGACUUAAAUCAUAUAUUGAUAGUAUUGUUGACUACUUGCAAUGGGAAUUGGCUAUGCCAUUUCCUGCUUGGCAGAGUCUUCUACGCUGUUUGAAAUAACUGGAUUUUCUAAAACAUCAUGGGAAUUCACAUGUGGAACAGAACCAAAAUUCAGUGUUCCAGAAUUAUUAUCACACACACCCCACCCCUUGAAAGUAAGUGUUGGUUGGGGGAGGAAUUAGGGUAUACAGUGGUACCUCGGGUUAAGUACUUAAUUCAUUCUGGAGGUCUGUUCUUAACCUGAAACUGUUCUUAACCUGAAGCACCACUUUAGCUAAUGGGGCCUCCCGCUGCUGCUGCACUGCCGGAGCACGAUUUCUGUUCUCAUCCUGAAGCAAAGUUCUUAACCUGAGGUACUAUUUCUGGGUUAGCGGAGUUUGUAACCUGAAGCGUAUGUAACCUGAAGCGUAUGUAACCCGAGGUACCACUGUAGUAUUAAAAAGAGAAUUCCCUGGAUGCCUAAGAUCCAGGUUUGGGGCAAGUACUUUGGCGAGAGAACCCCAGCAGAGAUUUAAAAUCACAAAAUAUACAGCAAAGUGUGGAAAUGUAAGAACUUUAAAAUAUUCGCUUUUAAGCUGCUUCCAAAGUUCCCCCUUUCCUUAGCAUAGAAAGAGACCACACAUUUGGUAAGUUAAAAAUGAUUUACAGUGGUACCUCGGGUUAAGAACUUAAUUCAUUCUGGAGGUCCAUUCUUAACCUGAAACUGAGGUACCACUUUAGCUAAUGGGGCCUGCUGCGCCGCCGCUGCACGAUUUCUGUUCUCAUCCUGAAGCAAAGAUCUUAACCUGAGGUACUACUUCCAGGUUAACGGAGUCUGUAACCUGAGGCAUCUGUAACCUGAAGCGUCUGUAACCCGAGGUACCACUGUACUUACAAACUCUUCAAGAGUCAGAUUCAUGUGCUUUUUAUAUAGCAGUAAGAAAAUACAGGCAGUAAAACUUAGGUUGCAAAGUGGUGAAUGUUUCUAAAUUAUUUGUAUAGAAACAUAAAGAUGGAGUGAGCUUGUUUACUCUUGCUUGGGGAUGGGGUAAGGACCCAAACCAAUGGAUUCAAGUUACAGGAUUAUGACUAAACAUCAGGAGAAACUUACUGAAAGUAAGAGCUGUUACACAGUUAGAUUUCCUUGGAGGGUAGUGGACUGUCCUUCCUUGGAGGUUUCUAACCAGAGGUUAAUGCUUUAGUUGACAUUCCUGCAUUGCAGGGGGUUGGACUAAAUGACCCCUAGGGUCCCUUCCAGCUCUACAAUCUAUGAUACUAUGUUCAACAAUUUGGUUUCUGAAUUCUGCACCAACAGCAGUUUCCGAAUUGCCUUCAAAGACAACCCAACAUAUAACAUAUUGCAAUAGUCCAACCUAAAUGUUAUCAGAGCUUGGACAACAGAAAUUAUGCUAUCCCUGUCAAGAUAAAGGCACAGCUGGGCCACCAAAUGAAACUGAUGCAAAGCACUCGGCACUUUCAAGGCUAAUUGAUCCAUAAGUACCCACAAGCUAUGAACCUGUUCCUGCUGUAAAUGACUGCUAGACUAAUGGGGAUGGCAGAUUUAAAAAAAAAUGAACUCAUGCUUACAGAAUAAAUAUAUAUUGAUUUGUUCAUGAUAUUAAUUGUUCUAAUAGUACUGAUAUGUGUGAGGUACCUUACUUCUUAGAGGCCCUCACACCAAACCUUUAGCCCAAAUCUAUGCCAUUGCCACAAGCUGAUUUGCAACAUUCAUUUCCUAUUCCAAUUUCAAGGUAUAUGAAUGCUAUGGAAGCUUCAGUGACCUACUUCUCUAUAAACAUGAAAUUCCGGGAGAUCCUCAGGAGCUCAAUAGAACUACAAAGGAUUGUGAAUAAUCCAAAAAGAAAAAGUAAUGGUAAGGAGAAAAUAAGAGUUAAAUUGUUUCUUUUUUCUUUUUUCCCUUUUUUGUGGUUCUUAUUUUUAUCUACAUGCAGCCUUGAGUACCGUCAGGGAAAAAGGGAGAAAAGUGAAUUAAUGAAAAAAUAAAUAAAUAAGAGUACUUUGUUUCUGAAGUCCAUUUGGUUAUACACUUUCUGGGUAUUUAUAAUCUGAAUAUCAAUGGCGAAUUCUAUUAAUGGAAGAGGAAAGAAGGAGGGAGAGAGAGAGAGAGAAUUUCUAUGCUGUACAGAUUUUCCCCGCUGCUGUUUCCUGAACACUUGUCUGUUUUGCUGCUGAUACUGGGCUCAAACAGGGUGCUGCUUUCCAGAAGAAGUCUUAAGACUCUUUUCCUAAAGACCUUCUUGCAUAGAUUGUUUCUGAAGAUGUAGCAUCAUUAUGAAUAUUAUUAAGCUGUGCACUGUGGAAACUAUGCAACUGGUUUCCAGAAGACAUGGGGACUGUGAUCAACUUAGCUUUAAAGGAGAGUAGGCAGUCGUGGAAGAUAAGGCUUUAAUAGCUACAAGCCAUGUUUUGGCAUAUAUUAUUGCCUCCAGGAUCAGAGGUAGUACUACACCUCUGAAUACUGGCAGUCAUUGGAUGGGUUUAAACAGUGGGGGAAAGAUUGUUAUCGGUGUCCCGCUUGGGGGCUUCCUGAAACCAUCUGAUCUUCUACUGUUGGAGUAAGUAUGCUCAGUGCUUUUCUCCUAGAAAAAAUGGGUCCCAGUACUCACAUGAAGUUGCUACAGUAAGUACCACAUUUUAAACCAGUGCUUUUCUCCCAGAAAAACGGUGCUGGUUCUAUGUACCUUUGAGUACCCCCAGAAAAAAGCACUGAGCCUUAUCCAUGGAUAGGCCUUAUCCAUGCUUACCUUUCCUCUGCUCUUUACAGAUAUGGUCCACCCUUUAAAGCUCUGUGUCUAAGUGCCAUCUCCCCCCCCCUUUAUUUUUGCUUUGGGGCUUUCCCUGCGAAAAGCUGCUCUUUAAAGCUCAAUCAGAGCAAGCAACAAUCCCAGGGCUAGGUUGAGGGGGACACACACACACUCAGACACAGAGCUUUUAAGCGAAGACCUGUGUCUGGAAAGAGCCGAGCAAAAGGUGUGGAUGGGCCAUUAGUCUGAUCCAGCAAUGUUCUUUUUAUAUUUUUAUGCAACUACGUAUUUUUCGCCCCAUAAGACGCACCAGACCAUAAGACGCACCUAGUUUUUGGAAGAGGAAAACAAGAAAACAAAUAUUCUGAAUCCCAGAAGCCAGAACAGCAAGAGGGAUCGCUGCGCAGUGAAAGCAGCGAUCCCUCUUGCUGUUCUGGCUUCUGGGAUAGCUGUGCAGCCUGCAUUUGCUCCAUAAGACGCACACACAUUUCCCCUUACUUUUUAGGAGGGAAAAAGUGAGGCUUAUAGAGCAAAAAUACGGUAUGUCCUUCCUCCUUCCCACUCCAGCGCAGGAAAUGAACCUAUUGCUUCUCUCCUUUGCUCUCGGGAAGAACUUUUAAAUGCCAAAAUGGUAAACUACUGGAAGGCUACUUCCUCUCCUGAUAAUCAUCACAUUGCUGUGUUAUCCAAUUUACAUUAUUGAUCUCUAGAUCCUGCAGAAGUUUUCUGGGACCCACAUGCCUGCAAUGAGGAUCUGCUCUGAUGGUUUUACCUCUUCCUCUGUUCUAAAUCCUGUAUUUUCAAAGUAGGAAUAAAAAUGGCUUAUCCGCUGACUCUCUAUCAUGCUCUUGUUUGCAGUGAUCAUCACAUGUAGGUCUCCAGUUGACCUUAAAAGACUCCUAGGAAAAGCAGAGGUGGAUGAGGACAUAGUUAUCAUCCUGAUAGAUCUUCACAGGUAAAAAUGUUACAAUAUUGGGGGUGGGGCUGGAAUCUAAUGACUAAAAAGGCCAUUUUAUAUGUGGAAGUUUUCCCCUCAAGAGUCACAUUGAGUGCUGAGUAUAUAUUUUCAUUUAAAUAAGAAUAAUCCUGUGCCAGUGCAACCUAAAUUUUGCACUACAAUUAAGAAUGGGGGUUACUCUGAGACCUAUAUAAAUCCUGUAAACAAUAUUAUUUUAUAAAUAGGAUUUUCUGUCACUGGUUCCAAUUCUGCUAGAAAUGGAGUGGGACAAAGCAGGGAGAAUCCCUUCAUUGACUUCUAAAUUUGCCACCAUAAGGUCUAGAAGAGAAGCCUGUGUGUGAGCGUUUAAACUGCUGCUUCUUGUUAAGUUUUGUUUUAACUUAUUUCCAUAAUUUGUUAUAAUUGAAAUGCACGUCUUCAAUAAUGAAUAGGUGUAUAUCAGCAGGGAAUUAUGAAAGUUUUGCUUAGUAAAUCUGUUUUCCAUUUCCUCCAAAUUGAAGCCCAUUCAUUCAGAUGUCUUUAGAUUGUUCUAAGAUCCUAACAAGUAUAAAUCAUUAAGGAAUUUGAUUAUAAUAUCAAAGCUUUCUGCUGGAUUACGUUUCCGUGAAGCUAAGCACUAUUUACUACCAAAGGGGUUCUAAGAAGGGAAGAACUUGUAAAAUGCUGGAUGAGAUCAUAAGAGUUCAAUUUUUAUUAUUAUUCUGGAUUUGGAACUGCAAACUGAAGGAGAGAAAAAUGUUUAUUCAUUACCAUGUUGAGAUUUCCACCAGUAGGCUUGCUACAAGACAGCUUUGUUUUUGGUGGUGAUAACAUAGGCUAGGUAUAUGGUGUUGGAGGUAAAAUAUAGUGAUAGGUGGAAAGGUUAGGCCUCUCUUCUAGCACACCACUACUUUGCUUCAAAUUGCACAAAAGCAAUGUGUAGGCUCAGUUGUCUAACUUUAUAUUCUAGGCAAGUCCCUUUGAGAGUCCUUUUUAAAAGGUAACAAUCAUACAAAUGCACUGAAAUAUAAAUAAGCAACCCAUUCCUUCGCAAAAUCAAUACAUUCACCACCUGUAUGCUGCCAACAUGCACUUUUCUUGUUGCUUUUAAAAAUCUGCGAAAUGGGUGAGCGAUAUUCAAAACUUGCUUUCACAUUUUUCAUUAAUGCACUCAGCAAUUGCAACAGUGCUAGGAAACAGGGCUACACACCUCACACCCCAAGCCAUUGGCAGCAGUGUCAGUCUCAGUCCUACUGCAUCAGAGGGGUCUUCUGAUCUUCUCCCUCUUUAACACAUCUUGCCCGCUAGAUGUGCUAGAUCUUGCCCCACAGGUCCAAAUACAGACCAGGCAAAGGAUAGACAGAUGCCCCAAAGGACCCAGUUGCAGGGAUUCCAAAGAAAGAUGCACAAAAUGCCCCGAGAGAUCAGUUCUAGUGCUUUAUUGUGGAGCUAUAGCAAGAGACUUACACGCAGCAACUCAAUGCAGGAUUCCUUGCUACCACACCUUAAGAUGGCUUUGUCUGUGGGGGGCUAAUACGUUAAGCGUUACUUAUACAAAAAGCAAGUUACAAAAGCUGGCAACAAUAGCCCAAUUAACUCACCCCUGCCUUAGAGGUCCCUUCCCACCUUUCAUCCCUCUCUCGGAUAAGGGAGUAGCUGACUGAACCAAAACUACAGCUUCAAAGCAAACAGAUAAGCAUAUAUGAUACCAUUUUGCAGCUCGAGCCAAUUAGUCCCAGGGUUAUCUUGACUACCAAGUUGGUGUUUAUAGGUCUUUCAGUACAUUUUCACUGUUUGGUUCUACAUACCUAUGUACACAGGCAUUCUUCCAGCAAUACAGACUCAUCUGGAUUUGGGUCUGAAAGACCAAGGUAUGGGUGCAUUAAGGGUAAGUUGUAAGCAAGUACAAUCUGUGGCAUCGCACAACAUCCUUGCUGAUCAUGAGGCACAUCUGUUAAGGCAUCUGUCUUGGCUUCUGCUUUCCUGGUUUAGUGUAGCUUGAAUAAACAUGGGACAGCCUUGUCUCUAUAUUAAACCAUCAGGGUUGUUGUUGUUUUUAAAAAAGAAAAAUAGUUAUUUAAUCAACAUUUGCUUCAUUUGUCAUUUGGUUGACUAAAUGCUUUUGCUUCUUACUACAUUUGGGACUCUUGUGCUUUCUGUUUUUAGCAAUGUGUACUAUGAAGAUGCUCCCUCAUACAGUUACAUGAAGAAUGUCCUUGUCCUGACUCUGGAACCAUCAAACUUCACUGCAGUUUCAAACAGCAGUGGGAUUCCUUGGACUCCAGAUGCAAUGCCUUGGGUGAUUUUAUUUUAUAAUAAUUUAUUUGCUCACUACUGUUGUGCUCCUACAACACAGCCCUGGAAAAAGAGCCCUUUCUGAUCAUAAUUGUUCCACAGGUCUGAAGGCAAAGUUAAACGGAGCAGCAGCAGACCAGUAUCGUUGAAUGCUGAUUUUCACUAUGUAAACUAAGCAACAGUGAAGCAAUGGCUUGCCAGUGAUAUUCAGCAAAUACGUCAACCUGCCAGUUUUCCUUUCAGUUCCAGACAUCCUGAAUCUGUGCAAGCCCCCACUCCUACAGUCACCCAGCCUGCCCAAUACUUAGGCAUUUUGAAUGCACAAGACCGUGUCUGAGCAGCCCUUCAAUAAAUAAGCACGUUCCAGUUGGCAUCCCUCUGUAGGAGUAGAAGUAGCAUUGGUUGCAACAUCAAAUUACACUAUAAAAAUAUAAAUACAGUCAUACCUUGGAUCUCAAAUGCCUUGGCUCCCAAACAAAUUGGCUCCUGAUUGAUCAAAACCUGGAAGUGAGUGUUCCAGUUUUUGAACGAUUUUUGGAAGCCAAACAUCCAGUGUGGCUUCCAAUUGGCUGCAGGAUGCUCCUGCAGUCAAUUGAAAGCCGCGCCUUGGUUUUCAAAUGGUUCCAGGAGUCAAACGGACACCUAGAAUGCAUUCUGUUGGAGAACCAAGGUACGACUGUAUAACAAAUAUUUUAAAACACAAAAUACAUAAUAAAAUAUAAAAACCAAACAAACCAAUUAUCACUGCUCCCACAGCACAUUUAAAAGGGCAUUGGAUGUCAGUGAGCCAAAGGUUUGGUUGAAGAGGACCAUUUUCGCUUGGCGCCUAAAGGUGUAUAAUGAAGUCGCCAAUCGAACCUCCCUGGGGAGAACAGUCCACAAACAGGGAGCCACUGCAGAAAAGGCGUGUUCUCGUGUUGCCACCCUCCGGACCUCUUGUGGAGGAGGCACAUGAAGAAGGGCCUCAGAUAAUGAACACAGAGUCUGGGUUAGUUUAUAUGGACAGAGGCAGUCCUUGAGGUAUAGCGAUCCUGAGCCAUUUUAAGACUUUAUAGAUCAAAACCCGCACUUUGAAUUGGGCCCAGAAACUAAUUGGCAGCCAGUGCAGUCAGGCCAGAAGCAGUUUAAGAAUAUGCUCAUCUACAUUCAUGUGGGAACAUGCAGGUUCCCAGAGAGGAGCUUGCAGCCACCUUGUUCUUCCCCUGCCCUUUUUACUACUGUGCUGAGCUAAGCCAAGGUUUGGUUUGCUUUAGCGCAUCAUCCAAACUGGGACUUGUGAUUACCGGUAACUUCUCUCCUAACCACAAGCUGUAGCCAAGGGACUGGCAAAGCCUCUGGAAACCAGAAUGGGAAGAAGGAGGCCAUCUUUGAGCAACUCACUCAGGAACACAUUGGGCCCAACAAUAUGAGAGGCAGUGGCUUAAUCCCUCUCCUUUUACUAUCUCUUAUAGAUGAAAAAUGACUUUGCUGUUGCCUACUUGGAUGCUGCUUUGCUCUUCGGACAUGCCUUGAAAAAACUUUCUCUUGCAAGCCAUUUAAUUACUCCCACUAGCUUCAACAGCCAGUUUCGGAAUGUUACUUUUAAAGGUAAUCACAUAUGUGUUUCUCUUAUUAAUCCCAUUCUCAUUAAUGGGCAAGGCAAUACAGUAGAUUACUGGAAGCAAAACCAGAAUGAUUUCAGUAAAAAGACCCAAAAGGGGUUAAAAAUAUUGAUAAAUGUCAGCAAUAGUUUUUCUCUAAUUAAAUGUAUCAGCUUUACCUCCAACAACCCUGCCUCCAUAUUGAAUAAUGGUAAAUCUUUCCCUCUUUACACAUAUAAGAGUCUCUCUGUUCUGAUCAUAUAUUGAGAUAAUAUUCCACAAUGCUUUUCUUACUAUGUAUCUAUUUGUCUGCACCAAGUUCUGUAUCUUCAAUUCCCACUUCCUGUUGCAUUUGCCAUGUUUUUCCAGCCUUAUCUAAUAUCUCUUCCAGGCUGUGGCUUCUGAUGCUCUGCUCUGCCUACAGAAAUUGAGAUCGAAAUUUGUCCUUAACAAAGUGUUUCAAAAGUGUGUCCUCACUAGUCUCAUUCUUCUUAUUGAAUAUUAUCAGUACAACAGAGGUGCUGUGAGAUGAAUGGUGAAUAUUGGGCUGCUGGCUUGCCUGUCAUGUUCAGGGAAAAUUAUCAGGCUUUGAUUAUUAUUUUUCUCUUUACAGGUAUUCUUGGUCCUGUAGUCCUGGAUAAAUUUGGGGAUGUUGAUGUCAAUCUCACCCUUAUGUACACGACAAAUAAUUUAGAAGUAAGUAUAGGGCCAAACCAUGCCUCUAGCUGGAGUUGCAAGUAACCCAAGGAACUGUUGAAGGUUUUCGGUGCAGGGAAGUGGUUGGUUAGCGUCAAAGGCAGCUAUUAGAUGGCGCACCGGAAAACACUUCAGUAGCUUUCCCCUUGCCUAACUGUGCCAGUUUGUAUUUCUCCUUGCCCUCUGUUAUUCCAAAAAGGGUUUCUCCUAUAUUUACCUUUCAAAAAAUGGAUUUGGAGGCUUUAUGUACCUCCUACUCAGAGCUAAUGGGCACACUUCUUGAAUUAUAUUUAUAUAUCGCUAUCUAUCUAGCUCCAUCCCAUUCAGUCUUGUAGGCACAGCACCAAAACAGACAUGUUGUUAAUGCAUGCAAUUAGUAAUCAUGCAAAUAAUCUUUUAAAAGUAAAUAGCAGUCAAGUUUGACAACAGUGGGGGAGCAUUUAACCAGAUGCAAAAAGUAGCUGGAGAUGGAGAGUUUAAGGGCCACAGCAAUGUAAAUGGGAUAAAGCUCAUGCCGUGGUCCUGAUGGAAGUCCCCAUUCCGCCAUGGAUGCUGUUUGUUGCUGGGAAAUAAUUUUUGCAAUUACUAAAUUGUGUGAAUGCUUUCAUUUCUAGUUUGGCCCACAGAGUUGAAAAGUGCUGUUAUUACCUAGCAUGAGCAGAGUGAUAGUCGAUGAAAGCAAUCUAUUUUGAGUGAAGGAAAAUAAUGUGAGGGAUAAAUGCAUACAGGAAAAAGGAGGGAAAUCUCCCCUGGUGACUCUAUGGUUACCGGCUAUGGGACAACCCAGGAUAUUAAACCAGGGUUCAGGUAAAAUGGGAUGCCAUGGUUAAUUAGAAGCUUCCUGAUUCAAUCUCAGCUUGUGUGAAAAAAGGAGCAAAGAGACUCUGUUAACAAGCCAACCAAAACCAGCUCAAUAUGGUGGAGAUGCAGGGGAUCCAGGAUGGAGGGAUGAAAAGUGUGGGGAGAGUGACUGAGGUUCUUGGCUGACAUUAUAUUCACAUCCAUCAGUUUUCUUGGGAAAAGGAGUUUCAGGCUAAAACCUUCCUCUAUUUUCUCAUUCUAGUACAAGGCCCUCCUACGGUUUGACACUCAUCUGAAUGAGACUGUACCAAAGACGGACAAACCAUCAUUCAUCUGGAAAAAACACACCCUGCCUAGUGAUAUUCCUGGCACUGGUGAGACAAUCUAGUUCUUGCGAAGGGGACUUGCACAGAAUCAAUGAGACUUGUACAUCCAGUUUGAACACAGGAACCAUUAGGCUGGUAGUAAAACCAAUAAUUUACCUUAAAAAAAAAAUCCAAACCUGUCUUUUUUUGUUCUUUGAAUGCCGAGUUCUGAAUCAACUUGUCAACUUAAACAAUCUUCAAUGUAUGCAGCAGUACCCGACAUGGGAGUAUUUUCUGAGAGCAUACAGUUCAAAAAGACUGAAUAUGUCAGUGCUGAUGCCCAUUCUGAGUUUACUUGAUUUGCAGGAUUCCCAGUGUCCCCAUCCACCUUACUUAUCAUUCUUGCAUGGUAAAUAAUUCACCCACUUACACUAAUCCCUUCUUUAUCAUUUGACCCAGAUCAUUUGGCCCAAAUCUUGCUCCCCAACUCUCCCAUACACCACAGGGAAGCAGUUAAAUAUACCCCCUGUCCUGUAUUGUACCACUCAAGUUUGGAGCUAAAUGAGCAGUUUCCUAUUCACCUGGCCCCAGAUGUUAGGAAUUUGUAAACUAGGGCAAAUGUACUAAAGCACUUAAGCAGAGAUUUACACAUCUAGCCUCAGAGCUCAGCAGCUUCCCAUUGUAGCACUGUGUGGUGUGAAUUCUCCAAUUGUUUGUCUCCCCCACAAUUGCUUGUGAGCUCACAGAUUGUAUGAUGCAAUUCCCAUUAAUGCCAGAAAUGUUCUCCCAUUUCCAACAGCAGUUUUUGCUACUGUUGAGAUAAAAGACAUAGAUAUUGAAUGUUUAACACACCCUUGGCAAGAAUAAAUUACCCUAAUGGUAUAUCAAUAUACUGUGACUGUUAAAAGUAUAUGACGCCUCAGGUGUAGAAGUUGACCAGAGAGUAAAUAUGGUGCUGCCUAGCUAGAAUACAAUGUCUCAAACUUUCAGCAUAGGUUCAGCUUGGUAAUUUUUUUUUUCCAAAUUCUAAAAGCAUGAUUUCUUAAUUUACCUAGACAUUGUUCUUUCUAUAUCCAAAUCAAACUACAUAAUGAAAUGCCUUGGCUGUAAAGGGGGUUUCUUUGUUUUUGGCUGCAAAUGUUAUUGUAUUUCUUAUCAGACUAGAUGUUAAAUUGAAAUGAAGUAGAGGAUGCAAUACAAAAGAAAAAGAACAAUGAAAACCUGAGCAUAUUGUAGAGAACAUAAUGUUUCUAUUUUUCAAUACCUUGUUUAAUUCAAAAGUUAUUAAGUGCCCUUUCAUAAAUUUCAUCUCAAAUUCAGAAAUAUAGUGUCAUGUAUCACAGUAACAAUGUGCAAGGCAGAAACCUGAAUAUUUUUCUUUAAAUUGGGUGCAAAAACGUGGAGGGUGAGAGAAAGUCUUGUGAAAGCUCUUCUUUUUCAUGAGGGGAUGACUGAAACCACUAGAGGGCAGCAGAACCUCAGAAAUAUAAAUAUGUCAUCCAAUUUCUAAAUUCCAGACAUCAGCUUGUAAUUUGUUUAAAGUGUGCUUGGAGCUAUUUAGCCUUUUGUCACUCAGCCCAAGGUGCAGGGCAGAAAACCAUCUUGUAACUUGCCAAAGACAUUUGCUUGCUAACUGAUUUAUUUAUUGGUGACCCAAUGUCCUGCUUUCUGAGUAGGAUCAGCCAGCCCGGGUGUUCUGACAAGGAUGACCUUGUUGUCAGAGAAUUAAGGAGAAAAUAAGAUUGGCCUUCGGUGAAGAGGUAGAUGGAAAACAUGGGCAUAUGCCAAAAAAACCAAAGGUCAAGUGUUUGCCAAGUAGUUGCUGCAAGCAUUUUCAAAAGAGUUUAGUGGAAAUCAUUAGGCCUAGACUGUACAGGCUUAAUUUUUUCAAAGGUUAACAAUGCAGUCUAUACAUGUGCAAGUAAAUCCCAUUGCAUUUAAUAGGGUUUACUCCUAGGAAACAAUACAGGAUUGCAGACCUGUCCACGCUUAACUCAAUGGAGCUUAUUUUAUUUGUUAAAUUUAUAUACCACCCUUCAUCUGAGGAUUACAGGGUGGUUUACAGUAUAAAAACAAAAAAUACAUAACAUAAUGGGAAACAAAACUAUUACCCUCUGCCCAGUUUAAAAGGCCAUAGAUUGUUUAAUUAGCCAGAGGCCAGGGAGAAGAGGAAAGUUUUCCCCAGCACCUAAAGAUAUGUAAUGAAGGCACAAGGCAAGUCUUCCACAAAGCUCGCUUCUGACAUCUAUAAAAUUACACUGCACAUUUUUGUAUAUUCCUUCCAGCACAUGUGAGGUAAAAGUGUUCAGAGCACCGCCUUGUCCUGGUUUGUGGGGAUCAGUUUCAGUUGUUACAGCCUGAAGAUGCAGACAGUGUCUAGCCUACUACCACUUCUCCUGAACCUUGCCCAUCAUGGCUAAUAAAAGUUAGCUAGGAUUGUCUGACAGGAUGGAUUCAGGGUGUGGUUAAUGCCUCAUUUAGGAAAGCAGGAGGUACUCCUGGCCAUUCUGAAGGGGACAGAAGUGAGCUCCCUGUUUUCUACCCUACUUUUAGGCAUCAGCAUAAGAUGAAUUUAUUUUUCGGUGUUUAUGGUUUUGGCUGAUGUAAAAGAUAGAUUGCUGCUGGAUUGUCUGAAUGUAUGGUUUAUCUUUUUGAUGUUUUGUUUUGAUAUUUGCUUUAUAUUAUUGGUUUUAAGGUUGUUGUAUUGAUUUGUGUAUUUUAAUAUAUUGUUAUAAACCACCCUUUGAGGGAAGCUUCAAAUAGAAGACCAAUAGUAAUAACAUGCAUAGCUGUUAAUAAUAGGGGAUAAUGGCUGGCAGGCAUCCAUUCAGACUGAUAUUAUAAACCAAGGGUAGGGCAACUCCAGCCCACAGGCCAACCUUUGGGUCAAAUUUGGCAAAGAAGGACAUUUUUCAAAAAUCAUGCCCACCUGCUGAUCAGCUUAUGUCGCUCUUAAUUCAAGAGGGUUAGACAGGCCUUUAUCUAAUGAGAUGUCAACUGAGAGUCUUUAGGUUUGUCUCUGAAUUCCUGAGGCAGAGGGAUGCAGGUAUUAUUUAUUUUAUUUUAUUUUAUUUAUUUAUUAUUUUUAUUCUAUUUAUAUACUGCCCUUCACAAGAUCUCAGGGUGGGUCACAGAAUAAAAACAAGGUAAAAACACAGUUAAUAGUUAAAACAAAAACAACAAAACUAUAGCUUCGCCCUUCCCACAAACACAUUUAAAAGGCUGUAGGAUAUUAAUCAGCCAAAGGCCUGAUUAAAAAGGAACAUUUUUGCCUGACGCCUAAAAAUAUAUGAUGAAGGCACCAGACAAACCUCCCUGGGAAGAGCAUUACGCAAAUGGGGAGCCACUGCCGAAAAGGCCCGUUUCCGUAUUGCCACCCUCCAGACCUCGGAUGGAGGAGGCACACAAAGAAGGGUUAAUUACACUCUUGAUUACCCGGAACUUUCUUCUUAAGUUUGUCUGAUUUCCCAUUUCUCACUUUUACAGGGCCGCACAUUCUGACAAUAGCUGUUUUCACACUUGCUGGGGUUGUGGUGGUAGUUCUGAUCAUCGCUCUGCUGCUACUGAGGUACAGUCCUCAUUUCCUCUUCCUCUGUCCUUCCUUGACCUAAGUCCACAAAUUCUUUCUGAAAUUUACGCUCUUGAAGUCUCUGUACAAAGGUCAACUAGCAUAAAGGUAAAGGGACCCCUGACCGUUAGGUCCAGUUGCAGACGACACUGGGGUUGUGGCGCUCAUCUCACUUUGCUGGCGGAGGGAGCCGGCAUACAGCUUCCGGGUCAUGUGGCCAGCAUGACUAAGCCGCUUCUGGUGAACCAGAGCAGCGCACAGAAACGCCGUUUACCUUCCCGCCAGAGCAGUACCUAUUUAUCUACUUGCACUUUGUGCUUUUGAACUGCUAGGUUGGCAGGAGCAGGGACCGAGCAACGGCAGCUCACCCCGUCGCGGGGAUUCAAACUGCCGACCUUCUGAUCGGCAAGCCCUAGGCUCUGUGGUUUAACCCACAGCACCACCCACAUAGAUGAGCUAAAUUGCAUAAGCUCUGGCACCCCUUGCUCUCCCAGCUGUUCAAGCCCCCUGUGGUGGAUUUGCUGCUUUGACUAUGUCACCUACUUGGUCAAAAAGGUUCCUUCUCAUUCUCUCCUUCCCUUUCCCCCUCCACCUGACGCAUGCUAGCAGAUAAACUUCAGUAAUGGAAUAUCUGCAUCCCAUCUUUGAGUUGUAGCAGUUUAGUCAUUGGGAGUUUUGAUACUGGCUUGAGGUCAGUGCACACUUUAAGGUUACGGUACUUCUAAGAAGUCUGCUUUCAGCUUGACUCAAACUGACUCGUCAAAAAGGUCAAUAUUUCCAUUCAUUAUCAGACAACUAGCGUCUGAAGUUCUUAAAAUGUCGUGCCUGUCCACGGCACCUAAUUCCAGAUUCAAAUGCUUCAAAAAUUACUGCAAGUAUACCUGUCUUUCUGAUGUACAGGAAAUAUAGAAGAGCCAUUGAACUCCAGAAAAAAUGGUCCCACAUCCCAUCUGACAAGAUUGUUCCUCUGGAGACUAACGAGACAAGUCAUGUUAGUCUGAAGGUAGGAAACAGCAGUCGUCUAUGGCACAUGUUCUCCUUCACAAUAAAAUGGUACUGGGUGCCUCCUGAACAUAGUAAACCAUGAUGUUGGAACCAUAGACGCUAUCUAGAAAACUCUUGAUAUCCUAAUCUCUGUGUAUGGCCUCACAUUGGCUAGGAUGGAAGGUGAGAGGGAGAAUAGCUGGAGAAAAAAUAAGUGUGCCAUCUCUGUACAACUUGAGCCUAGAUGGAGGUGGUUCAAAGCUUUACAUUUCAAGAGUUUUCUGUUUCUCUCCUCACUGUAGUCUUGCGGCCCAGCAGCAAAUCAGCCAUGUCUCUCUAACUUCCUCCUGUCCGCUUACAUCACACAGUUCCUACUAAGUUUUCAUGGUCUCGCUUUUCUAACUCAGGGAGGGGUGCCACACUUUUGAUGUGCUAAUUGAUCAUUAUCCCCCCAAGCCAUUACCUCAGAGGAAAUUAGGCUGACUCAAUUUCCUUUCAACUCAGGUUGAUUUCCUUGGAUUAAGAAGUACCUAAUACACAAUUUAGUAAAUUUGCCCAGCAUAAUUUGCUUUCACACAUGCUAAUUAAAUGAUUAGAAGCGUCUAGUACACAGGUCAAAUACACAUCUUUAACACACGUGAGUCUGGUUAUUUCCCAGUUCUAACACCCCAACCUUAAUUAAAUUCUAACACUAACUUGAUCUGGAAUUUAGGGUUUCUUGCACCCACAGUAACAAUAUUUAGUAGAUGUCUGUGAUCUUACAUGACUUACAUUCCAAAUAACAUUCACAAUUCUGCUACUCUUACAAUUAUUUAUUUUACUGGAGUGGAGUGAGGAAGGAACAAGCUUUUCCCAGACAUUAAAUGGCAUGAUCUAAAUGCUUAGAAAUACAGUCUUCUACCCCACAGCAGAGAAAAUUAUGAACUGUGAGUUCGAAAUGGUAAGCGAGUAUGCAUGUAUUGUUUAAAAUCUCUUCAAGCGCAAAGGACCACAACACAACUCAUGAUUGGAGAAGUAUAUUUGAGUCUGAUGCCCUUACAAAUUGCGGGAAACAUAGGUGCUAAAUUAUAUUUUUCUUGCACACACCAGGAUGGGAUAUAUUACCUGUGGUGUUGUAAUCUGAGGUUGCAGUGGGUGGAAGACCUGCUAUUUCUGCAGCAAGGUCCUUGUCACCAGCAUCUUAGAACCACCUAAUCUGCAUGAAACGGGAGCUUUACAGCCACUAUAUGCUCGAAAGCCAAGCAUUUAGGAACACAGAAAACACAAGAUGCUUAGUUUCAAGAGAAUGGUGUGCAAGUGCUGCUAAGUACCAUAGAACUUCAAGGAAAGCAUAACAAGUCACUCUGAAAUAUGAUAUUGGAGCAUUCAAAAGAAUUUGUCUAUAUAAUGUGCACAGAAGCAGUAGAUCUAGCUGAAAGGCAACACAAGGGCACCUGCAUUGAUUAAUUCAAUGCACCCCUAAUGGUUAUUAUUGUGUAAUUAUAAGGUUAUUGUAUAAUAUUAGAAAGAAUGUGGCUGUGACCAUCAUGAAGGGACCCUGCUGUUCUGAAUCUAAAACUACGCUAAAACUAUGCAUUCCUGAAGUCAGCUAAAUAAGCCUUCUUUGAUUCUCAGAUUGAUGACGACACAAGGCGUGACACCAGCCAGAGGCUGCGUCAAGGCAAAUAUGACAAGAAGGUACAUUUACUCCAGCAUCUCUGCUUUUCUCCUCUGGAAAUGAUCUUGUACAAGAUAAGGUGCCAUUUCAUGCUCAUUCCCAGUUACUUGCAAACCACAGGGAUACAAUAGAGCAGAGGUUCUUAAACUGUGGUGUGCCAACCAUUUUUGGUCUAUCUGCUCUAUUUAGGUAGUCCCUGGAAAGGCUGCAGAACUGUUGAAAUUAUCUAUACUUGGCCUUGCAGUUGAUUUAUUUUUUUACAAUGAUGAAGGUUGAGGCCAUUUUGACGAGGACUAGAUUACUGAACAGGGCAGCAAGUCUCUGUUUUGCACAGCACUGUUCUUAAACAAAGCCUAUGUAUUAAAAUUUUAAAAAUAUAAAUAGGAUCCAGCAGACAAAAUAUAUAAAGAGGGAUUGGCAGUGAAGGGAGACAGGAAUGUGGAAGCAAUGAGGUUAAGGGUAGCCUAAGAACACAGAGAGGGGUAAGAAUUGCAGGAGGAGAGGGUGCUUGCCAAGCUCCCUGAAAUGGGAGUUGCGGCAAGAGGAGAAGUGCUGCUCUUUCCUAGCACAAAAAGAGUUCGGAUUCAUUUUCAGAAAAUACCAACCAAAUGGACAGAUAACAAUUAAGUCAUCAGACCCAUCAGAGACAUUUUAUAUUCUAAAAGAACAAUUUGAAUAGUUGUGACUUAAGCUUUCCUGGUCUACUUCAUGAGAGAGGAUUAGAUCGUCUGACUUUCCAUGAUAGCUUCCUGCAAGCGUCUGUAGUGCUUUGCUACAUUUGGCUGUUAACCAAAAAGGUUGGUGGUUCAAGUCCAGCCAUGGAUGGUUUCUGUUGUUUUAUUUUGCUCCCAUCACAAUUAUUUCUCACUGUAUCUAGGCAGAAGGAAUUGUGGGUGAGGCAGGGGGUGGAGGGGUACAGCUGUGAAAUAUGUGUGUCUAUAUAUGUGGCCUGUUGGAUAAGAAAAUGAAGUAACUAGGUGUCGGGAGGUACAGGCAGUACAACUCCAGCAGUUUAAAGGCUGUUCGAGAAGGAUAAAAGGGUCUCCUGGUUGCCUGAUCUUGCUUUUUCAAGAAUAUUGUCACAAAUUUCUUUCUUUCCUUCCUUCCUUCCUUCCUUCCUUCCUUCCUUCCUUCCUUCCUUCCAAUUCCUUUCAGCUUCACAUGUUUGAAGUGUAACGUUUUGUGCUCUUGGUCCAUCCAGCCUUCUAAGGCUGCUAUCCUAGCUAUGUGUCCUCAGAAGUAAAUCCUAUUUCAUUCUAAGGGGGUUACUGCCAGGUAAUUGAGAUCAGGAUUGCUGCCCAAGAAGCAAGCUACCACUACCUAUCUCUCACUGUGAUUAGUUCUGUUGCCCUCCACAUCAGCUCAAUUGAACUAUGAUGCAGCCAAAAGAAAUAUAAUUAUUCCUGUAAAUAAAAUAAUCAUCACUGAAGAGCAACUGGAGCAGUUGCACAUUAUGGGGUAAGGAGGUCUCAUUGAGGUAUUGAGGUUUGGGUGGAUAUUGGGAGGACUUGCACACAAUUGCAGAGAGGUAGGCAAAUAUCAGUCUUGUGCAAGACCUCCAUUAUUGAAGAUUAAAAUAAACAAACAACUGGAAAUGGAUACCCCCCCUCCUAAAAAUAUCAAUUUGCAUAUUGUGAAGCAUAAUUGCUUAGGUUGGCCCCAUUUGCUUUUGUAGUCUUGUGCACUACUGGGAAUUUUGUGGUUUUUGUUUUUUAAAAUAGGUGCUUACACAGUUACAGAAAUACCUGAGCUCGUGCCCAUAAAGAAGGCAGGGAAGGAGUGAUUGAGGGAAGGGACAAUAAUAAACACUUGGGAUAUUUUCCACCAAGCUCUACCAACUCAUAUAGAUGACAAGCGGUGGAAGAGCAAUGAAUAUAGUAACUCAGAAAACAGGAGUGGACUUACUUGAGUCAUUUGCGCAAUGUGCAUGCCAAAAGGAGAAAGUGUAUCUGAAAAGCCCAUUUGCAGGGGGUGGGGAGCCUCCGUGUGGACCUGAACUGGAUAAAGCUGACUGAUGAAAUGUUUUGUUCACCUAGUUCUUCUCUUGUUACCUCUUUGUACGUAUAAAGGAUUCUCAUUGCACUUAGAUCAUAUCACAACCCUUGCAAAGGAUAAUGGUGCCCAUUUCCCCAUCAAUGGUUAAGUAAUGUAACAUUUCAUGUAAAUGUAUUUCUAAAAUAUAACCUACAUAUCCAGACCUCUCAUGACAUUGUACAAUACAUGGAUUACUGUGAUGCUGCUAUUCAUUCCUACCAACCCUUUUGAUUUUCCAGGUGAUAAUCCUGAAGGAUUUAAAGCACAAUGAUGGGAAUUUUACAGAGAAACAGAGAAUAGACCUAAACAAGGUAAACACUAAACCCACAACCACAGCAUAUCCACUGAAAAAUGUAGACCACAAUUUUCUUUCUUCUUAUUUCUUUCAUAGUGCAGAUGUUAAGCGCUUCCUUUUCCAAUAAGCCUUCUUCAGUGUGCCAGAUCUCACUGCAGAGGCAAUGUAGAAAGCUCAUUUUUCAGAACUUAUUCAAUGUAACCCUGCGGGCAUUGGCAUACACCAGGGGUAGGCAACCUAAGGCCCAGGGGCUGGAUGCGGCCCAGUUGCUUUCUCAAUCCAGCCUGCGGAUGGUCCGGGAAUCAGUGUGUUUUUACAUGAGUAGAAUGUGUGCUUUUAUUUAAAAUGCAUCUCUAGGUUAUUUGUGGGGCAUAGAAAUUUGUUCAUUUUUUUUUUCAAAGUCCGGCCCACCACAUGGUCUGAGGGUUGGUGGAACCGCCCACGGCUGAAAAAGGUUGCUGACUCCUGGCAUACACUUUUGAACUGGAAAGCACUGAGUGAUAGUAGCUGAACAAUAGCAUAGCAGCAUAGGAGGACAUCAUAUUCCCAUACCAAGCAGCAUAGGAGGACAUCAUAUUCCCAUACCACUGUAUCUAAUUUUCCACGUCAUCAUUCUGCUUCUAACAUGCCCAUUAUUUUUGUCCUAGCUCCUUCAGAUUGACUAUUACAAUCUCACUAAGUUCUACGGAACUGUCAAGAUGGACACGAUGAUCUAUGGAGUGAUUGAAUACUGCGAGAGAGGAUCAUUGCGGGUAAUUAGCUCUGUAGCUCACUCAUCAGUUUGUACAAAGACAGGUGAUAACCCAUCACAUCUAAAGACAAGUCCUUGCUGGGGCCAGAAAUAGGCAGUGGGGAAGAAGGGUAGUUUGUGUUGCUCUUGGUCUUGUAAGUUUCUCAGUACUACCAUCAAUAUUGCAACUGGAGAAACACAAUCUUUAGCACUGAAUUGCUAUAAACAGCAAUUGGGCUUUCCAAUGAUUGCCAUUUGUUCCAAUUUAUUGCUAAAGAACGAGUUUUCCAGGGGAAGGCGGUGGGGCAAAGGCAAAACCACUCAGCCCCUUCCUUUUUAGGCACAGGACAAGCAGAAGUUUGAAUGAGCCCUUUGUGGCUUCAACAUUAAGCCAGCUUUUCUAUCCUGCAACCCGUCACACCCUUUUGUUUACUAGUUAGCCUGAUGAAUAGUUCUGGAGGGCUCAAAAGAUUGCUCACUAUUUUGUGACAUGUUGGUUGGUUCUAAUUAGCUACCACGUAUGAAUUUUGGAUUUUUUUUUUAAAAAUGAAACAACACUACUUCCUUUGUUUUUAGAGAAGAUUCUUACCACAGCUUCUUUGUCAUCUUUUCAUCUCAGGAUGUCUUGAAUGAUAAAAUCUCCUACCCAGAUGGCACCUUCAUGGACUGGGAAUUUAAGAUUUCUGUCAUGUAUGAUAUUGCAAAAGUAAGUAGAUGGAUGGCAAUGAGGAACUUAAUGAGGCAUAAUCUUGCCUUGAGUGAAUGAUGGGAUAUAAGGUAUUUUGCUGAAAUGUCUAACAACAGGAUUCUAUAAGUACUAUUUGCCCUUCAAUAGGAAAUCUGAUUUUUUUUUUCCUGUUGAGAGCUGGGACACUUAAUGCUUGUUAAAUUCUGACAUUUUGCUGAAAUGAGAGAGAAAAUAAUAAUAAUACUGCACCUAAAUGAAAGAGUGAACUUUAUUUAAGAAACUGAGAUUGUGGUUACCAUUUUUUUUAGAAAUGUAAAAAUAACGCUCUCAGUAGGAAAAGGCUUUUCAGCUAAAGUGGAAAGAAAUUCAAAAUGAGCCACAAAUUAAGAAGGCCUUACUGUGCAUCCACAAUGCUGCAGCUGAAGAUAAAAGUUACCUUUACCUUUAGUGCUUUUAAAGGUAUGAAUUUCAUGCAUGGGAAUUUUAAUCACCCUUUUGCUCAUGUGAGCCCCCACAUGCCAACAGAUAUAGGUGACCCAGGUUUACAACUUCAGUGAGAACUAGGCCCUAUACUGUAUAUGUCUAUGCAAACCUGAUUCUGGAGUUCAAAAUGUUUUCUACUUUGGUACACAUGUAAAAUAGUGUCCUGGGCCUAUUUCUAUGUAGUAACAUAUUAUUAUGAAGUUAAUUAUUUGUUUUACAUUUUUUUAACUACCCUUCAAAAUAUCAAAUAUCAAAAUAUUACAGCGUGGUAUACAACAUUGUGAAUAAAUAGUAAUUCACACACAACCCAUAAAUACAAAUUAAUUUAAAACUUAAAAAUUUAAAACUAGUGAACAAGCAUUAAAAAAUCAACAAAUUUAAAGGAAAUUUAAAAAUCCCAAUAAGCUGAACAACUAAAGAACAAACUAGAACAAAGAGAAAUAAUUUAAAAUCUACAUCUGCCUGUGCAUAUAGGAAGAUCUUCAGCUGGUGCUGUAAAGUGUAUUCCUUUCUCUCAAAUUUUAUUUAAAAAUUUCCAAAAUAAAAAAACUUGCCUCCUUGGGGAGGAAACUGCAAAGUUGGGGUGCCACAGCAGAAAUGGUGAAGUUGGGGUCCCAGAAUGCAAUACAGCUCCAACAGGGGACCUGGAGACGGGUCUCUGCAGAAGAUGUUAAUCAAACAUUAGCUCAUUUUAUGAUCAGAAGGUACUGUCAGGUAGGGUCAGUCUGAUCAGUUCCAUUUGUUUCUCACAUUAUUAGCAAAAUAUAUAUAUAUUAUUUAUGGAUUCUGGCUUACUUUGGAUCUGGACACCUCUGCAGAAUCUGCACGCUUGUUUACAUUCUUUGUAGGGCAAAUAACUGCAGGCUAAGACACAGCGGUUACUGAACGUUCUAGUCUCUGACACUUCUUUGAUGCACGUUUAGGACAGAAGUUUGAGCCGCUGGGUCUUCACUGUGAACUCAGACUACAAGGUCUCUGCCUCACAACAGAAGGGAACAGUGUCUGUUGCUAUCCUUCUCCUCCUGAUUCUGAGUUAAUCCUUCCAGUCAGUGCUUGGAUGUGAGGCAAAGAUGGGCAUUUCUAACAGCAUCUGCCUAUACUUCAGUUCUAAGGCAGACAUUUGACACCUCAUUUUAAGAUCAGUCAGCUGAGUGUCCCAACCUUCAGCUGGAACAUGGCAGAAGUAUUCCCUGGAAGAAACAUAAUCAGAACCAUGGUGCAAGAUGAUAAACACAAAGAACUGUGGGGUCCCCAACCCCAUAUUUGCCUGCUGUUUAACUUGGCUUAGAACAUCUCUUGCGGGAGAGAGGCUUCUGCAAUUCAAAAGAAUUUGUGGCCACUAAUGCAGGUUACACAUUUGCAUUACACAUUGAUUUAAGUAAAGGCUGCUUUAAGCUUCCUCUCUGAAAACUCUGACAGAGUGUACUCUUCCAGAAUAAGGGAAGAGAGGUAAAACGUUUCUGUAUCCUCUCAGCCUAUCAAACAUAGAAAAGAUCCACCAGACCUAAUGAAGAAAUAGGCUUUCACUCAGCCAGCUUCUAUCACAUAUGGCUUUCUGUGGGGGGUGGAUGGUGCAAUCCAUGUAGUUUAGCCCUCUCAGCGUGUCAAAAAUGCCAGAAGAGAGGGUGUGUCAGGAAAAACAAGAAGCUGUAAGUGCAAGUCAGACUUGUUUUCAUUUCCUCCUAAAAAUGUGGUGUUUUGCUUGUUUUUCCAUUUUUAUUGCCUAUUGGCAUAUGCAUAUUUUUCCCCUCCCAAAAAACUAAGGAGGAGUGAGUGUACAGCUUCCAAUUUUUAUUUUUAUUUAUUUUUUAAAUGGAGAGAACGCUGAAGAGAAAUAGGGAAAUACGUUGUCUCUGUGGUGGAAAGACAAUCAGGUUGGUUGCUUCAGAUCAUACUACAAUAGAAUUGUAGAGAUGAAAGGGACCCCAAGGGUCAUUCUAGUCCCACCCCCUUUGAUGCAGGAAUCUCAACUAAAGCAUCCAUGACAGAUGGUCAUCCAACCUCUGCUUCCAAGGAAGGAGAGUCCAUCACCUUCCAAGGGAGUCCAUUCCUCUGUUUAACAACUCUUACCAUCAAAAAGUUCUUCCUUAUGUUCAGUUGGAAUCUCCUUUCUUGUAACUUGAAUCCAUUGGUUCAAGUCCUACCCUCCGGAGCAGGAGAAAAUAAGCUAUCUCCAUCUUCCAUGUGACAGCCCUUGAUAUAUUGGUAGAUGGCUAUCAUAUCUCCCUCUCAGUCUCCUCUUUUCCAGGCUACAUAUACUCAGCUCCUACAACCGUUCCUCAUAAGGAUGGGGGAGCCUGAUGUUCCUCUCUCAGCAGAGCCAAUGGGGUGGGCCUGUGUUACUAAUUCUGUUGCUGCUGCAGCCUCACGGAAUGACUGCCGGGUGACAGUUGCCGGAGGGAAGAGCUUGGUGGAGCUGAUCUCUCAGCAGAGCUGAUGGAAAUGGUCCUUCAGUCCUCCGACUUCCUCUGCCGCAGCCAGAUAAAACAGUCAUUCCCCCUCCCUAGGAAACUUGGGGCAGACACUAAAAUUAAGCAGACACUUGUGGGUUUUUUUGUCUCUCUUCAUAUCCUAGGGAAUGUCCUACCUGCAUUCCAGCAAAACAGAGCUUCAUGGCCGCCUGAAAUCUACAAACUGUGUUGUGGAUAACCGCAUGGUUGUGAAGAUAACCGAUUAUGGCUGCAAUUCUAUUCUUCCACCAAAAAAAGGUACACAAGGAAGAUGAAUUCCUCACUCGGGAAUUCCUCAUGAAUAUUUGUAGGCUGACUGCAUUUUAUAGGAGAACUGUCGGGAAAUGUGGCAUUAAUAUUCUGUUACUUCAGUAUAGCACUAUAGUUACGGUAUGACUAUAUUUCCCCCCCAACUGCCUCCGCUAAGCCACACAGCACCACAGCUUGAAGCAGUAGUGUAGCUAUGAGAAUCCAACAGUGGUAUGAUGUGAUUUCUGAUGCCAUCUGCAUGAGGAUCAGAAACAGCUGAAAUUGGAAGAUAUGCCUGUGCCCAGGGCCAACCCUACAAUUGGGCCGACUGAGGCAACAGCUUGUGGUGACAAAUGUUGCCCAACCAUUUCUUCUGAGAUGCAUGGCCAGCCAUUCUCCUUUGUCUCAGGAAGUAAAAUGUGUUGGGCCAACCCUACCGAUGCCAGUGUUUUGUUUGGUUUUAGUUCAUUUCAUAAAUUUCGUAAAUUGCUUUUCGCUGAGCCCCCAAAGCAGUAGACAAUUGUUGACCAAUUUCAUCCGCUUGUUUCUGUCACACACACACUCUUCCUGCUCCUCAGAUCUCUGGACUGCUCCUGAACACCUCCGCCAUGGUGACAUAUCUCAGAAAGGCGAUGUGUACAGCUUUGGAAUUAUAGCACAAGAGAUCAUACUGCGUAAGGAGACCUUCUACACUGACAAUUGUCGGGAUCAUAAAGGUAAACAUUGUACGUAAUGAAAAGGCUUGAUGACAGGUUUUCCAGGGAUUGCCAUUUGCAUUUGCCAUUCAGCAGUAAAAUGCAAUUUUUCCUGGGGAAAGUUUGAACAUAUGAAGGGGCAAUGAAAGAGCAUGGGCCAAGCCUUGCCCCUUCAUUGAGGCUGCAUGCACUAGGCCAAUGCCCUGCCCAUGUGCUCUGGCCUUUAGUUUAAAGGAAGCUGCCUUGCUUUCAUGUUGGAUUUCUACCUGUGGAGCAUGUUAAUUAGAAAUCUACUUAGACUUUCCAACAUGGGGAUAAGAACCUUGCUUGACCACAAAUGUUCAAAUACUUGUAACAGGAAUGUGGUGGGACACCCAGGAUGUGAGAUGGCUGGGCAGAGGGAGGGAGAAAUGGGGGAUGUAGAUUCUUUUUCCUCUUUUUCAUCUUGCAUCUUAUCUUGGUGCCGUGCCGAAGAAAUGCAGAUAUCUUCCUCAACCUGUCAGUUCACCCCAGUAGGCACUCUUAAUUUCGCAUGUCUCACAAAUCGAAAAACCACCAUAUGCAGACCUUUAUCAAAGAAUGAGUGUGUUCAUUCAGAUCUAGGAUUUUGGUCUAAGCCCAUCUUGUUUUAUAUAAUACAACCUUGACACAAUCUGCUUGCCUAGAAAAGCUCUGCUUCUUGUGUUAAAGUGUCUUCUUCAUGUGCUGAAUUGUUCUGUAUAUCUUUUCCCCUCUCCUGUUUUAGAGAAACUUUGCAGAGUAGAAAGCAAUAAAGGAGCAAGACCUUUCCGGCCGGAUCUUCUAUUGCAUUCAGAGGGGGAGAAAAAGCAAGAGGUAAGGCCAUGUUGAAAGAAAGCCAAGCUCAACUGAAUAGUAAGAGGUUAUGCCCACGGCAUGCACAGGUUAAAACUAGCAAGUUUGACAGAGAGGAGUGUAAUCAACUUUUUUUCUUCCAGUGUUUUGCCUUUACACCACAUUAACAUCUCCUAUUAACAAUCCCAAUGCACAGAAGCCAAUGUAAUGAGCUUUCAUACAUCAUAAUAGCUCCUGACUUAGCUGCUGGUUAUUUUAACAGUUUGGAGUGGGUAUGGUAUCGGGGAGGGAGGGGUGCUAUAGGUUAACUUAGAUAACACUGAUUACCUGGCAAGUGUGACCUGCAUUCUGAUUGACUGAAAAAGUGCUAGGGAAAAUCUGGGAAGUGAUCAAGAGCAAAAAUUACCAGUUAUCCAACCAGUUUAGUUAACAUGUUUCACAACUGGCAGAAAAGAGGUGUGUCCUUUUUUUGUGAUGGUGGGGCAAUUUCUGUUUCUGUUUGCUUUAAAUUUAAGGCUAAGGCCUUGCAUAAGACUGAUAAAGAAGUAUUGUGCAAGACCUCUAUAUUGUUGUUGUUGUUAUUAUUAUUAUUAUUAAUAAUAAUAAUAAUAAUAAUACGAUGUCUGCAUUGCUUUGUUGUCUGCUCUUAAAUGGAGUGUGUGCCUUUGAUCAUGUGGCAAAGGUAUUUGGGUUCAAAUCUCCUUUUAGGCUCUCUAGGAGUGAGGAUGUACAAAUGAACCUUUCCAAGAGGGACUACAGCUCCAGGCAAAAUGGAAGCUGUAAGGAGAGGGAGGCCUUCUAGGUCUGUUUGGAAUUACAUUUUAUUUCUUAUAAAUGCUGAGCCUGUGCUGGACAUGUACAAGAUAUUGUAUGGGACUAUUUGGGUGUAUCUUUUAUGUUUUGUUCUGUUUUGAAUAAAAUUUUGUAAGUAAAGCUUGAAUCAAACUAAUGGGUCUGGACAACAGUUUAGUCCGAAAGGAGUAAGUUUUUAUGCAUCCAGUUGCUUCAAGCUGCACAUUAUUAAUAUCUACAAUACUUUGAACAGGGCAUCUGGCAACUGGUGAAAAUAGGAUCCCCCCCCCCUUUUGGUAUUGAUGGGCCACCAGAAAAAAAUGGUAUAGUUUGUGCUUAGGUGAGGAUCAAAAAGAGAUAUAGGUGUGGUUAUGGAGAUCACCCACUGAAACUUCACCACACACAUUACAAACUGCUUACCAUAAUAAAUAAAUAAAACACACUAACAAGCUUCCAUACCAGGAGUGACUGCAGAUGUAAAAUGAGUUAUUUUACUAAUCAGAUUUUCCAUGGCAAAGGAAAAACUGGAUUAAAACUGGACAUGAGCAGAAUCUGGAAUAGGUGACCAGCAGCAACCCAUUACACCUGGAAAGGGCAUGUCUACCUGAGCUUGCAAAAAUAAGGGGUGGAACUUGGUGCUCCAGAGAGUGGCUGAUUGAGUUAUGAAAAUGGUGGGAAGAAGGUUGGAUAUUGUUACAACAUAGUCUUUGAAGGCAGUUUGGGUUGCUAAGGAUUAUGUGGUGGGGGAGCACUAUUUUAGUUUUCAUCAUGGAAACCAAAAUAUCUAAAGUAGUCCUGUAUUGGAUUGUGCAUCCCUAGGUAUAUCUCCUCGUGGAAAGCUGCUGGGAGGAAGACCCAGAGAAGAGACCAGAUUUUAAGAAAAUUGAGACUACCUUGGCUAAGAUAUUUAGGUAUGAAAGUGAUUUACUUUGAUAGAAAAAAGUUCUGCUAAACCAGAAUGAUAGUUCAGAGGGAGAAGUCUGGCAGAUUUCCACUCUGGCCACAUGGCAGCCAUACACUGGUGUCAUGUACAUGAAUUUCCUUGUGUUGUCAGCCUUCAAAUUCAUCCUUGUCCUUAUAACAUUCCCAGCAACUACCACAGCCAAACCAAUGAAAGCUACAUGGACACCUUAAUCCGACGCCUGCAGCUGUAUUCACGGAACCUGGAGCACCUGGUAGAAGAGAGAACUGAGCUGUACAAAGCAGAGCGAGACAGAGCUGACAGGCUUAACUUCAUGCUUCUUCCAGGGUGAGUGCUGUCCAAUCAGACAAGAAAUCACCAGGGGGGGGCUCUAAACAAGUUAUCAUUGCUUAUUUAUAGGAUUGUGUGCACCCCAGUCUCUGAGGAGCAUGUGACUCAAGGGGUUCCAGCAUUAAGCCAGGAUUUGGUUUCUUUGGAAUGAAGGUCAAUUGAGACUUUGAUGUAUUAAGGAUAUAUGGCUUUGUUUACACAUAUACACAAUCUGACCAUAGGAUAAAAAGGCUCACAAAGUUGACACUCCAGCAGAUCUUGCUUCCCCACUAGGUUUCCAGGCUCCACAAACCCAUAGCUCUGGAUUCAGCCCACAGAGAAAUGCCAAGCGUCUCUGUCCAGCCCAGCUAAAACUCAAAAUAAAAACCCUAGCAGGGGUGAUGUCAGGGGCACACUAUGUUGGCUGCAGCCUUCUGCAGGUGUGUGCCCAGCUGUGGGAUUCUGCCAACCUGAAGCUCAUUUACUAAAUGUCUCUUACGUUUUGCCUUAGUUGCCCUUUACUAAAAUGCUCCAACCUCUUAAGCAUUUUGUAGGAAAGAUGCUCCCUUCUUGGUAAUCUUAGGCCACAUUUUCUGGAUCAUCUGCAGCCUUAUGUUCUUUUUUUAGAAGUUGUAACUAGAACUGCAGGCGCUCUGUUGUGUGUGAGAGAAAGACAGGCAGAGAUUUAAAUGACUGCUAAAUAAUGAAGGGCAAGUAGACAGAAUAGUAUAUAUGAACAUGAAGUCAAUCCAAGUUUGGUUUCAAGAUAGACUUGUACUUCCUGACAUUGUGUUAACUAUGGGUUUGAAUCACAUAGCUGGAAAGGGCACAAUUGGACUUACCCCAUAUCUUCAAGGAAGCGCUGGUCUCUGCCGGCAUGGGAUACAACUGCCUAUAAGCUUUUGCCUGCCCCAGCCACCAGCUGCCAUGAUGUAGCAGAGACAGAAAUUUAGUAAAACAGAAUAGAAUUACACAACCUGGAAUUCUGCCAGGAAACAGAACUUCCAUGUUGAGAGAAAGGAAUUGUGUGCUUGAGUUUGUGCACACAAAUAAGCAGUUCUAACACCAGUUUCCAAUUCUGACCAGGUAGGUUAGAGUCAAGCAGAAGAAGGUUUGUCUCCUCAAUUAUAACACAAGCACUAAUAGCUUAUAUAUCUGUACAGCUGAAAUGUCCCUGGGCAUGAAAGAGGAUCAAAAGGCCAUCCUGUCAAAUCUGCAAAACAUGACCAUCUACCCACUGACCUCUAACAUGUUUUGAAAGGAGAUGGAGUGAUUGCCCAUAUCAUUUGUGAUUUAAAAUCUCAAUUACUUAGAAUGGUGUUGUCUUUUAUCAUUACCAGGAUUAAUAGAACUACUGUACUGCCAUAUUUUUUUCUGUUUUUUAAAGCACACUUUGAACUUGAGAAGCUUCAUCCUACGAUACUUAUCUUCUUCCUUUUGACAGGCCUGUGGUAAAGUCACUGAAGGAAACUGGACGGGUAGAGCCAGAACUGUUUAAAGAAGUCACCAUCUACUUCAGUGACAUUGUAGGCUUCACAACCCUUUGUAAAUACAGCACCCCUAUGGAAGUGGUGGACAUGCUCAAUGACAUCUACAAGAACUUUGAUCAAAUUCUUGACCCUCAUGAUGUCUAUAAGGUGACCAGAACUGGGAAGAGAGAACAGAAGGCUAGGUAGAAUGAUUUGAGGUGAAAGGAGGGGGGUGGCAGAGCAUUGCCACCAAUCCUUUAAGAGGCUAAUCCAUGCUUUACCCAUUAGUGUGGACGGGAAACAUUGCGAUAGAUUUCAGAGGCAGAAAAUUGAAAGUGCUUAUGUCUGGGCAAAGGUCUGUAAGGAAACAGCGAACCUCAUGUGCAUGAAUUUCCCACUGUGGAAACAGUUUAAGAGACAAAAUAAAAGGCGGGAAAUGUUUUCUUCUGAGACAGAAAGCAAAACAAAGCAUAUAAGAAAAACGAAAAAUAAAAGGUAGUAGUUAUUUUUUCUGUUUAAAAUUGUGCAAAAUAUGGAAGGUUUGAUUCUCUUUAACAUUUUAAAAGAACAGUUCUUCACCUCAGAGAAAAUCACAGUCACCUAUAAAUAUUAUACGGAGUACUAUUUGCAACUCCAAAUACGUGUGUAAACAUGUUUGUUAAUUGGGAUGUGAUAAGCAUUCCUGAGCAGGAAAGAACAGGAACUUUCAGGUUUUUCCUAUAUUGGAUUGCUCUUUCGUUAGAUUAAAAAAUAAUGACUUUGGAUCUUGUUUCAACAGGUAGAGACCAUUGGAGAUGCAUAUAUGGUAGUAAGCGGUUUACCAAAGAGAAAUGGCAACCGUCACGCAGUGGACAUUUCCAUGAUGGCAUUAGAUAUACUCAGCUUCAUGGGCUCCUUUGAACUCGGACAUCUUCCAGGUCUUCCUGUAUGGAUUCGAAUAGGAAUUCACUCUGGUAUGGUGUGAUAUAUAUCAAAUAUUUGAUCAAAAUAAAAUAAAGGAAUGAGGAUGGGAAAGAAACUUGGGUUGGCUUCCUUUGACAUAAGCCUACCCAAUCUGCUUUUCCUGAAACUAUACAUGAACCAAAAUGCACUAUCCUUUGAAAUUUGUACUUCACCAAAUUUUGCAAAGCCAUUCUCCAACUAAAUACUGUGUUCAGAAAUGAGUAUAUUAGGAGGGAGUGUGGAUGAAAAAUACAUAGCGCGAAAAUUAUAUUAAAAACCAUAAUAUUAGGGGAAAUUUCUUUAUAAUAUUAGGGAAAAUAUGCUUCAGUGCUUGUGGGUGCUUAGAGAAUGAAAUAAAACAAAUGAAAAGUAAAGCAAAAUGCACAAAAAACUAUGGGCCAUUUCAGUAUGGAACUAGGUACCUCUCCUGAUGUUCACCACUUUUCUCUUAAAAGGCUUGAUGAUCACUCCCAUGUUGAGAGAGGUACAAUGAAUAGAAAAUUCAAUCUCUAGAGUCUAAAGCAUUGGAAACAAGAAAAAAAGUACAGUUACAAAAGCACAUACAGAAAGUCAUAAAAUGGCAUAGGAGGAGAAUGUUGUGCCAUUUGCAUCGAUUUACAUACCAGCAGAGUCCAAUAGUUACCACUUACCAUCACAUUCUAAAAAGUAAUAGCAAUAACAGUGGGCAUAUUAUACAGGAUACAAAUCACAUUUUACCAAGUAGGAAAAAAAAUACAGAGCAUCCACUGGAAAAUGCAAUAUUCCUGAAACAGAAUGCCAUCUCAAGGGGGAAGCACUCUCAUCGACACGCAAUAAAUAAGAACUACAAGUUUGCAAUGCUAAAAACAGAUUUCUGGAACGGCCCUUAGAGGCUCUAUUUUAAAAUUAAUUAUCAAAAUAAUUACAGUUUCUGUAACUGGCUCAGCAGCACAGAAGAGAUAUAAGAGCAGGACGUCUACAAGCAUUUUUGGGGAAUGCAUCUCUUCUUCCUUCCCUUCCCUUCCCUUCCCUCCCCUGACCCCAGUGCUUACGUUUCAGUCACAUAGUGUUCCACUAGAGAGAGUUAUGCAGCAGCUGAACACAGCUGCUCUUCACUGUCUGCUAUCGCUAAUGGUUGCUUGGACAAAAUAUUCUACUAGCACCUUAAAAAACCCCCACAGAGAAUGAAGAGCCUUCUGGAAAUUGGUUGCUUUAUAGUUCAGGUUGCAGUCCUUUGAGAGGAAAAGAAUCUACAGAUCAAAGACUGAAGUAUGACUUAGCGAAUAAAUGUUUUAGGAUAUAUAAUUGUUUUCAGUUCUGAAGUUCUGUAUAAUAUAAUAAGGGUUGAUGAACUGUGCGAGUAAUAAUAAUAAUAAUAAUAAUAAUAAAUAAAUUUUAUUUAUAUCCCGCCCUCCCCAGCCGAAGCCGGGCUCAGGGCAGCUAACAACAAUAAAACAGUACAAAAGUACAGCAUAAACAACACUCUAAAAUCAUUCAUUAUAAAAUUAAUUAAUUCAAGCCACUGGCAACCAUUGGGCCAAAGCUCCGCGAAGAUUGCCGAGGGAGGGAGUCAGGCUGUGCCCUGGCCAAAGGCCUGGUGGAACAGCUCUGUCUUGCAGGCCCUGCGGAAAGAUGUCAAGUCCCGCAGGGCCCUGGUCUCUUGUGACAGAGUGUUCCACCAGAUCGGAGCCAUGACCGAAAAAGCCCUGGCUCUAGUUGAGGCCAGCCUAACUUCUCUGUGGCCUGGGACCUUCAAGAUGUUUUUAUUUGAAGACCAUAAGUUUCUCUGUGGGGCAUACCAGGAGAGGCGGUCCUGUAGGUAAGUGAUGGCAUUUUCAAAGGCAAUCUUGUGGAUCAUAGGAAAUGUUGGCUUAAUGCACGUGUUCUGUUGACCCGUUGAAAACCCUUCUGAAACGAGAAGUUUCUUCAUUUCCACUUUGGUUAUUCUCCUAUAACAGUGGCUGUCUAAUUGCUGCCCUUUUCACCGCUCUUUAGAGGGUGACUUUGAACAGAGGAAAUACGGAAGGAAGGUAGUACAGAGAUGAUACUUAAAACUUUUGUGGGUAGCUGAGAGUGGGAAGGGAGGCAUUAAAUCCACAAAUGCUCCUACUGCCUCAUAGCUUCUGCCCAGCUGGAAGUUAGUCACUCUGAAAUUAAUAGAGCUACGUGCUACUGCAAUUUCUAAGUGGUGUGAGAUUUUAGGAGUACCAGGCGCACUUACCAGUGUUUUCUUUUGGGCAAUGAAGCACUGUGGAGACUGUGGUGUCUUUAUAAUAUAUGGCUUAUUUACACAUACCUACAACCUGAACCUGGGACGCGGGCGGCGCUGUGGGUUAAACCACAGAGCCUAGGACUUGCCGAUCAAAAGGUUGGUGGUUCGAAUCCCUGCAACGGGGUGAGCUCCUGUUGCUCAGUCCCUGCUCCUGCCAACCUAGCAGUUCGAAAGCACGUCAAAGUUCAAGUAGAUAAAUAGGUACCGCUCCGGCGAAAAGGUAAACAGUGUUUCCGUGCACUGCUCUGGUUCGCCAGAAGUGGCUUAGUCAUGCUGGCCACAUGACCCGGAAGCUGUACGCCGGCUCCCUCAGCCAAUAAAGCGAGAUGAGUGCUGCAACCCCCGAGUCGGUCACGACUGGACCUAAUGGUCAGGGGUCCCUUUACCUUUACCUUACAACCUGAGCCUAGAUGCAGAGAGUACAGAGCAUUCACAUCCUAAGAGGGUCCUGUUCCUUCCAUUGCCGGAUUCAAAGAGACCCCAAAACAUUGUGUCUUACCUUCUCUGCAGCAUAAAACAGACAGCCCCCUCAUGCUCUGCCCCCCCCCCCCCGAUCCAGCUUGCAAGAGUGACACUUUUGUCCUGUUCCUUUACCUUAUCGCCCAGUGCAAUUCUUUCCCUUCCUCCGGAACCACUGGCCUUUUGUCUCUGCUAACUAUCUGUCACGUCAGGGAAGGGUUUGCCCCCAUUUCUGGCCUGCCCAGAGAGCCUCUGUUAAUGGCCCUCUUAAUGGGUUCAUGGCUCAGCCAUUCCCAUGAUAACACUUGAUGGCUUCCUUGAUGGGUUAAUGACCGGCCAUCACCAGCCUUUCUUCUUCCAAAGCCCUAGCUGGAUGGGGGCCUGUUACAAGCCCCCUUUUGAGCUGGCCUUGCUCGUUAGCAUAAACUAAAUCCAGGGGUUUCUGUGUUUGGCACAGUUUAAUCAAACCUUGAUUAAUUCUAACUUUUACUAAUUCCAGGAUUUAUGGGUGACUUGCAGCCACAGAUUCUGGCCCUGAAAAUUUAUAACAUAGAACCAUAAAGUUGAAAGGGAACCAAAGGUCCAACCCACUACAAUGCAAGAAUCUACAAUAACAAUACUGUAGUGGAAGAGAGACAGGCAUGCAUACAGGAGAGGACAGAGUUAGUUGAUUCAGCAGAUGUCUGUAGCCUGUUGCAAGCCGUUCAUCAACACCUUCAUUUAUUAUUCUCUGUAUUUAAUAGCUGCAAGUCUGUUCUGGGGUAGGAUGCCAAGAAAAGUGAUGGAGUUCAUGUGUCUACCAACUGCCUCCACCAUCAUGAUUUGACAAGUUCCUCCUCAGAAACAGUAGUCUUCACUGCAUCAUAGAAAAAGUAUCAGCAGUGGCAUUAUCUGUGGAUGUGGGGGACAGAAUAAAGCAAAUCUGUGAAAGUGAAUGCUAGGAUCCGUGUGGGUAUGCUUUGUGGCAAAGCUCCAGAUUUGCCUUGUCUGGCUCCUGAAGUGCCAAGUAUUGAACCAACUUAGUCCCUGGCUGUAGAAGCAGAGAGGAGCACUGUUUCAAAAUCACAAAUAGCAGUCUUUCAUAGUGAAUUCAAUCUCUAGGUUGUAUUCACUGCUCAUCCUAUUCAAAGUAGACCCAUUAAUGUUAAUGGACAUGACUAUGAUUAUCUUAGAGUCAUUCAUUUCAGUGGGUCUACUUAGGGAUUAAUAAUAAUAAUUUAUUUAUAUGUCGCCUAUCCACUCUGGGCAGCUUCCAACAAAUUAAAGCAUCAAACACAGUAAAACAUCAGUCAUUAAAAACUUCCCUAUACAGAUGUCUUCUCUUCAGAGGUCUUCUAAAGGUCAGAUAGUUGUUUAUUUCCUUGACAUCUGAUGGGAGAGUGUUCCAUAGGGUGUGUGUGACUACCGAGAAGGCCUUCUGCCUAGUUCCCUGUAACCUCACUUCUAGCAUUGAAGGAACUACCAGAAGGCCUUCGGAGCGGGACUAAAUUGAAUACAGUCCCAGUUGUGCUUAGUUGAGCAGAAAAAGCCCUUAGACUUCUUAUGGGUCGUCCGAUUUUCCUUGAAAACCUUUGCUGCUUAUUGCUAGCCUUAAACUCUGACAUACAGGAAUUCCUGUUUAGGGAGUGCUGUUUAAUCUGAUUGAAUAUCCUUUGCUUGUUUCUAUCAAGAUAUUUGGUUAAAUAAGAAAUUUUGUUGUAUGUCUUCAUUGUAGUUUUGCUUGUCUCUCUUACGAUAGAAUUGUCCAUUUGUUGUUAUUGGACAUGUUUUUUUGUGAUUUUGAAACUUUUGUAUAUCAUCUUGUGUGUUUUUGUCUUUAUUACUUUGUUCCCUGUUCCAAGCUAUAAAUUCUGUAAAUGAAAUAUACACACAUGCUCAGCCAGGACAGACCUUGUACUGGCCUGGUCAGAUCUUGGCACCUCAGAAAUCUGAUUCCUAAUGAGUCACAUUGAUGACUUCCAAUUAAUUCCUGCUCAGUUUAUGAUGUGAUCUUGAGAGUGUGUGGGCUAAUCUUUUCCUAGGCAAACACCCUCUCCUUCUUAAUUCCUGCUCUGUGCUUUAUUGUUUUCAGGUCCAUGUGCAGCUGGUGUGGUUGGGAUUAAGAUGCCUCGUUACUGCUUGUUUGGAGAUACUGUGAACACAGCUUCAAGAAUGGAAUCUACAGGAUUACGUAAGGACAAAUUCACAUCUACACUACACAUUACUUUUUAUAAUCAAAUCCAGACCUCUUUACCCAGACCUCUUUACCCCUAUUUUAUCCUAAUAAAGUAGAAGCUGACUGGGUGACCUUGAGCCAGUCACUUUCUCUGAACCAUAUAGGGAUUAUGAAAAUAAACUGAGAGGAGAUGCACUACACACAGCACCCAGAGCUUUUUGGAGAAAGGGUAGGAUAACAUGUAGUAAAUAAUCACACCAUUAGAAGGUUUUUCUCAAAGGACUGCUAGAGUUUCUAUUUCUGCUGUAUUUUAGGUGUUUUUCUUGGUCCUCUCCCUCUGCUUGGUGAGACAUCUAACCUUCCUUCCGGCUAUAAAUAUUCAGAUUAAAGUAGCCACAAUAAUUAGUUCACGACAAUCAGUCUGACUGAAGCCGGUAGGACAAGUCCAAUAUUACGUGAAUGCCUUGAGGAUUAUGAUGUCAGUUGCCUUGCUCUGCUUGCAAAUGCUAUUCAGAAGAUGAGCAUAUUUUUGAGACAAUUGUGUCAGCUCAUUUUUACUAAUGGAACACAAGACUCUCAUUAUCUUAAGUACAUUAUAGACUGGCACAACACAAAACCAAACAUUAAAAAAAGCAAAUUAAAACACUGUAUGUUUGUUUGCAUGCCUAUAGCUCUACGGAUUCAUGUAAGUGGUUCCACUAUUGCUAUUCUCAAGAGAACAGACUGCCAAUUCCAAUAUGAAGAGCGAGGAGAGACAUAUUUGAAGGUAACAAACAACUGCACAUCCCGGUGACCCACAACAUUUUGCUGACAUAGGCGAAGGACAAGAUUUGUACCAACCUCCACUUCUAUGCAGAGAAGCUGACUGGGCGGACAGUAGAAUUUUAUUUCAACAACAUCCUCCACCGCACUGGGAGGCAGCAGGCUAGUUUAGGCUUGGAGGGGAGUGCAGGGCAAUGCACAUGGCAAAUACAGUUCUGUCUUCCAACAACUUGCUGCCAAUACGGCACACUUCCCAGCAUCUACCAUCUGAGGCAGUUGCCUCACUCUGCCUAACAGAAGGCUGACCUAACACAUGCAAACACACACGUGCGUGUGUACACACACAGCAUGUAUUCAAAUAGCCAUAAUUUUUCAAAAUCAAUCUAGAGGUGGCACAUAUCUAAAAGGAGGAAAAUUAUUAUUAUUAUUAUUAUUAUUAUUAUUAUUAUUAUUAUCAUUAUUUUAAAUUAUUAGUUGGGGCCAUGAUCCAGUGAAUUUCAUAGGUGGGUAGGCAUUUGAACCUGCAUUUUCCACAUCUAGCCCAACUUUUUAACUACUUCAUCACCCUGACUUUCUUGAUAUCUCUAACAAGACUUGUUGCGAUUGAGGCUAGACAAGAUUCCUGCAUUGCAGGGAGUAGGACUAGAUGACCCUCAGGGUUCCUUCCAACUCUACAAUUCUCUGAUUCUGUGAACAGAACUGUAGUCUCAGGUAGCUUAUUCUGUCCCCCCCCCCCCAUAUGUAUUGGUUUUAGUUUAAAACACCCAGUAGGAAUAUGCCGUAUGCGCCCCAUGUUCGUUAAAUAAAUUAUACAAAGAUAAUAAAGUGCUGCAAUAUAAAGAACAUAAAAAUAUACAAUACAGCAAUCUAAUCUCAAAGUAUUAUUCCUUAUUUUGUAUUAGGGCAAAGGAACUGAGAUCACUUACUGGCUGACAGGAGUGAAAGACCAGAAAUACAAUCUUCCAACACCUCCUUCUGUGUAAGUGAUUCUUGGAUAGCUGGUUGUUAACAGAAUGCACAAAUCAAUAUUUACAGUAUCCUUUCUUUUCUCUCUUUCUGUGAAUAUCUUGUUUGGCGUGCACUUGGCAGAGAUCAAUAUGGCAACUGUGCAAAUGUGCAUGGGGACACAUGCACAUAUCCUAGGAUCUCAUGAAUCCUCAAUGUUGUGCAACCCACUAUUCUCCCUCCAGCUUCUCCCAAUGGGAAAAACCAGUGGAGGAUGGAGUGUUGCAUUAUGCACCGUUUGUAAAGAGGAGUGCCAUGGCCAAACACACACCUUUAUACUGCAGUCAAUUUUUUUGUAUUGAAUAACAAGGUCUAAACAUUAUCCUUAUUCAUUCACACUUACUCAAGCAUACUAAAGCAGAUGUCCAGUCUGAACAUAGGUUGUGAAGAGGUCAGAGUUCAGGCGAUGCAUCGCUACUACAUGAAUCUCCAGCAUCCUAGGUUCACAAUUCCUUGCGUUACUCUUUUCAUCUGAUAUGACAAAAGUUAUGUCUGGGUAGUGUUAAUCAGUCUUAUUUAUACCCAUAUUUCUGGGAAUAAGCUCCAUUGAACUUGGUAAGACCUCCAAGUAAACUUGUAGGAUCACACUGUCAAUGACUUGAUAAAACAGAUAACAAUGGAUGUUAGUCAUCUAAUUUUUACCUGGAAUAGACCCAUCAGAACUAAUGAACAUGACCCAGUUAGAGCCAUUAAUUUCAGUUGGUCUACUCUGAGUAAAACUUAGUUGAAUACCCCCCCCCAUAAAAUUAUUUAGCUAAAACAUUUCAGCUUCUGCCUGCUUCAUUAACAAAUUUGGUUGGAUUUAAAAUCAGGCAGUUGGUAGUCCAGGUGUUCUAAGAACCCCCUGAGAACAGAGGGAAUUUCCAGCAACGUAGAAGCUGUUCUAUAAGUGGGAUAAUUAAAAAAAGAAUUAAAGGCAAAGGUAAAAGUUUAAGAAUUAUCCCCCAAGGCAAAGCCAUGUGGCAUUAUGGUGUUCAGUCUUUAUCUAUAGAAGUUCUCUUGUUUUGACUGCUGCAGAACUAGGGUUGUUUUUUUCUACUGGAAGUAUUCCCAAGUCUGAAAGGUCAAAAUGUUUUGUAACAGGUUGUUCAGGGGUGUUGUGUGUGUGUGAUUACUGACUUAAGAUUUCUGAAAUAGGCAUGAAAGACUGUAGUUGUUUUCCCAACAUACUGCAGAUGGCAUUCAGGGCAUUUGCAUUCUGUAACAUAUAUUAUAGAACUAAGGUGGUAUUUUGGUUUAUAUAAUAGGUCUUGCCAGUCAUUCUGCUCUUGAAGAUUAGUUUCCCUAGUUUGAAAUCCAGCUGUGUUACAGAUCUAUGACAAACUUAAACAAUUAACACAGUAAUUUCAGGCCUCUCAUGUCUUAACUCCUGGUGUGAACAUCCUGCUACUCCUUUUACAGGCUUGCACACUGGUGUGUUGGGAGGGGCCCAUAAGUAGGCAACACUUUAACCUAUGGUGAAUUACACAUGUGGUGGCAUCACCGCCUUUUUAUUUAAAAAGCAUUUCUAAACCACUUAAGUGUUUUUAAAAUUGCUAAGCAGUGCACACACUAUAUACAAUACAAACACAAUAUCCAUUAAAACAAGCAUGUUUUUAAAAACAAAAACAAAAAUGUUUGUUUAGGUUUGCUCUUACAAAAAGGUAAAAGAUUGGGGGAGAGAGUAGGGUAUCUUUCCUUUAUUCUAUUCAAUCAUUUUUAUUGUUUGUAGCCAAUGGCCAUUACAAUACAAUAUAAACACAAAUCACAGGAUAUCACAGGUGACUGUUUUGAACAACAUUUGGAAGUAUACCACUGUGAUUUUUCCCCCUAUCUGGCAUCUUGAUCCUGUGGGUCAAUGAAAGAUGUGAUGUUAAUACAGUGGUACCUCUGGUUACGAACUUAAUUUGUUCUGGAGGUCCAUUCUUAACCUGAAACCGUUCUUAACCUGAGGUACCACUUUAGCUAAUGGAGCCUCCUACUGCUGCUGGGCCGCUGGUGCGCGAUUUCUGUUCUCAUCCUGAGGUAAAGUGCUUAACUCGAGGUACUACUUCCGGGUUAGCGGAGUCUGUAACUCAAAGUGUUUGUAACCCGAGGUACUACUGUACUGACAUGCACCACUGAAGCUGAUGUGUGUGUGCUCUUACUUAGUUUUUCAGGAAGCUUCUCUGCCUUUAAUUUAUGAGUGGUACAGCUUUGUUCAUACGAGGUUAUUCAAGGAAGGGGGAAUGGGAUCCUUUGCUCAAGUGACACUGGUGUCGGAUUAUAAUUCUUGGAAUGUUUAUUACAUUUUUCUGUGCUGAGCCUUCCUUCUUUCUCUUGCAUCAGUUGUUUCCCAGUCACUCUCCUUUUUAUUUUUCUUCUUUAAUAGAGUUGAAAUAUUAAGUACCGUAUUUUUCAUGUAUAAGACUGUUUUUUUCCUAAAAAACAAUGUCCAAAAUUUGGGAACGUCUUAUACAUGGAUAGAUCUCUCCCCAUUUUCUUAAAUUGGGAGUCCCUAAAAAUAGGGGGCGUCUUAUACAUGGGGGCAUCUUAUAGACGGAAAAAUACGGUAAUUCUUCACUACUUUGAAUAUCUGCAAUAACAGGCUUCCUAUAUUAAUGUAGUUGAUAUAUUGAUGAUAUUGAUCUAUUUUAUAUUCCAAAUAAUAGAAGAUACAGAAAGAGUAAAGGAAACAGAGAAUAAAAUUUGACAGCUGUUCUCCCAAGAUCUAGAAGCUAAAUUUUGGCUGGGCUUGACUUGGUACAGUAAGGGAUAUUAUCCAUGUCCAAGGCAAGUCCAGCUAAGCCUCUGAUACAGAGCUGAGUGUCACUAGCAUACUGCCAUAAUACUAGAACUCAGGGGAGUUCAAUGAAACUGAAUGUUGGAAGAGUCAGGAUAACCAAAAGAAAGCACUACUUCAUACAGUGCAUUGCUAAACUAUGGAAUUUGCUUCCACAAGAGGUAAUAGUGUUAACCAAAUUGGAUGGCUUUAAAAGAGUAAACAAAUGCAUGGAGGAUAUGGCUAUCAAUGGCCAGGAUCACUGUGUUCUACCUUAACUGUCAGAGGUAGUAUGCCUCUAAAUACCAGAUACUAUAUAGGGAAUUGCAAGCGCCAUUAUACUCAGAUCCUGCUUGGAAGUUUCCCAUUGGCAUCUGGUUGGCCACUGAGAACAAAAUGCUGGAUUAGAUGCACCCUGACCCAAUACAGCAGGCACUUCUAGGUAUGUUCUUAAGUAGGGCAAAUCUAAUCCUCUCUCACUAGGCUGUGGCCCCAGUCCAGAUCACACAAUAUAUCUGAGCUGCUAAACGCAGAGCAAAAACACUUGUAGCUGCAAGUUUUCCCCUCUACAGCUAAUAGGAGCUGAAGGGAAAGAGACUUAGCUUGGGGUUGUGACAUGAGAGAGGGGGUUAGAUUUCCAUUAUACUGGAGCCCUGGGCUUAGUCCUUCCCCUAUAUAAAUAAGAAUUAUAAAUAUAAGAAUUAGAUCAGGAAGUUAUCUGUAAAAAUGGUUAAGUUGCACCAUUUCUACCUUGCUUCCAUCCUACAUACUGGGCAUCCACAUUCAUCCUUGACAGGAAAUUUCCUAUAUUGUUCUGUGUAGCAGCAGAGAUGGGUGACAUUCCUCCACUACUCAUCUGCAGUUUUGUUUUCUGCUCCCUAUGGAGGUGUCAAAACACCAUUUAACUGAUAUACAUGUCAAACCUCAGGGCCGUUUCUUGAGGUCAUAAGAUGAUUGGAGGAUCCAGCUGCCCCAGCAUGCCUCGCCUCUUGGUCCACAGAAUUCUUAAAUCCAAUCAUGUGCUUUGGAAAAUUUUGAACAUCCAACUUGGCCUUCACUAGCAUUCUGAUUUAUGAGAAUUUAGGUGCUGCAUAGUAGAUAGGGCAGUGGAAGACAGGAGUGCCUGGCGUGAUCUGGUCCAUGGGGUCACGAAGAGUUGGACACGACUAAACAACAAUAGUAGAUAGAAACUAUCCUUUAAAUUUGGUUUGUGAUGGCGCUCUUUGUCUGAUCUCUGUUUGCCCCUAAAUAAUCCCCCAGUUUUUAUUGCUCUCUGAUCGUAAAUAAAUCUUUCUUCUGUUUGGGAUUUUGACUGGUUGACUUUGUAGGCUCAGGGGGUAUUCCUCUCCCAUACGGCAUUACUAUUUUAUGUUACUUGUGUAAACCAAGGACAGGCUGGAGUCACCCUGCAAUUACGAGGGGAUUACAGGUAUAGUUGGUGCUUGUUCAUGUCCUGGUUUGUGGUUAUCCCAGAACCUUUGGGACCUUUCUGACCAGAGGUUAAGGUUCAAAGGAAGUAAUGGCAGUGGAACUCCUAAGGAAGGUGGCAGUCCUUGGAAGUUGGUUGCAGUGCAGCAGUGAUGAUCUGACAAAUUCUCCAUCAAAAGCUCCAGAGAGCUCCAGAAUAAUGUGUAGUUGGCCUUCAGCAUUUCAAAUAUCAAGUAAGGAGGGUUGAAUAGAAGAAUCUUUGAAAGCCUUAUAAUUAAGAAUCACAGUAAAUAUAUCUCUUGAGUCACUUAAACCAAUUUUCUCCUGCUAUUUCCAGGGAGAAUCAGCAGCGUUUGCAAGCUGACUUUGCUGAGAUGAUAACCAAUUGUCUUCUGAAAAAGCAAACAGAAGAAUUUCAGGUGCGAGAGAUUACACGUGUGCCUAGUUGUCGCAAAGGCACUCUGGAAUACCUGCAGUUGGCUACAGAAAAAACCAGUACCUACCUGUAAAACUGGAUAAAGAGCACGACCCAAGAAUCCCUGAAAGUUAGAUUUAAAUAAUAUAAGACAAAUUUUACACAACCUACAUAUUUGCAGUAUUGUAUGGGUGGAUUGAGGACAGAAAUGUGAUCCUACCUUUGUGAGUCCUCUGUAGUUAAUAUUCUGCGGGAAGAACAUUCUUUCUACUACAUUGGCAAAACUGCAAAUGACUCAAUGCAAGAUGCUUCUUGAUGAAUUGGAAGCUUUACCAAUAUACUGCUUCCUAAAAUUGAGGAGGAAGGAAACAGGGCAGCUCCCCUGAGGGCACCUCCCUUCACAUCCAGUCUGGUGCUUGUGGGCUAAAGUAGCAGUGAAGGAAGACAGCAAAGCAGGCACCUGCACAAUGCAGAUACCAUUUUUGCACUAUGAUAAAGGUACAGUGGAUGUCAGAGGGCAGUCCCAUUCUUGCUAUAGCCACAUUGUCAUGGAUACAGCUGGAGUGAGGUCUGGUGUAAUUUAGAGGUAUGGGAAGACUGCAUCUGACAAAUAUUCUGUAAGCCACUUUGAGAAUUGGGGGAAGUGUUUUACAUAAAACAAAUAAGCAAGCAGUACAUGCGCUGUAUAAAACUGACUACAGGUCACAUUCUAGCCAGUGUAAAGUUUUAUAGUCACGUUAUACUUCAAUUAUUAGAGACCCAUUUAAGCCACAGUCCAUGGGUAUAAAUAUGCUAAGCCAGAAAAAAAAUGACAUUUUGGAUAACGUACCUGAAUAUAUUUGGCAGUAACCCUCAAUAUCAUGGGCAAAGGCUGCAAUGGAACAAAUAACUGAAAGCAGAAAGCAGUUAAAUUGAACAAACUCCAUAGCUGUAUCAUAUAGUGUGAUGAACAUUUUUUUCAUCUGUAUUUGUCACUGUAAAUCAUAAACUGAAGCUACAAUGUAAUAGCACAUCUAUUUUGCCUUGACAAGAACUUAUAAUUUAGAGAAGUGUGAAACAAGAAAAGUUGCUUUGUUGUGAAAUAAAGUACAUCUAUAGCUGAAAAAUCUUGUUUUGGUUUAAGAAAACAAAACCAUAACUACAUACACAUGUCACUGUUUAUUAGUAGGGCUUUUAUCCUUAAUAC